CGAAGUUCACCGGCGCUGUUCUUCCUGUGGGUGCUCUGGCGGCGAAAAGGCGCCAGGAGUUUGUCCUCGCCAGCGCGAGCCAGAGAGCCUUGCAUAUGUGCUGCACGUUCCAGAAGCCAGAACACCGUCGGUAGGCAGGCGGGGAGGCAUUUUGGUCUCCCUUUGGGUGGUUUAAACUAAUUUUAAUACAAUUUUUAUAUUUUAAAAAACCCUAAAUGCCUCCUCCGCCCGUCUCCCUACCGCCACCCCGGUCAUCUUUUGGUACCCCUCUGACGGGGAAGCGAGUGUGCUGCACACCUCCCCACACCGCCUAGGUAAACAACCCACGCCAGUACCCACGGGUUUUUUUGGGAAGGGCUGAGGGGCCGAAAACGUUGCUGCACCACCUCGGCGUCCCUUGGCUACUCGCCUCCCACCCCCACCCCCCGCCCCGAAGUAUCCUACCUUUGCCGCUAUCCUUCCUAGCGGAGGCGGCAGUGGCAGCGGCGGCGGCGGCGCGCGCUCCCUCUCCGCCUGCCCGCCCCGCGCGCCCCGAAACGAGGCUCCCUCGCUGCUUCCGCCGGAGAGGCGAAAAGGCGCUUUCUUUUCUGCGCCUCCCGACUAGCGCUCGUUGUUGCUCCUCCACCUGAUGCUCCCCCAGCAGCGCGCAGCAGCAGCAGCCUCGGUCUCUCCUCCGCGGCGCCUCUUCGUGAGCAGCAGCGACAACAGCGGCACCUAAGGCUGCCUUAGAGCUCUGCCAGGCUGCCCAAAGCAGCGCGCUGAACGGCAACGUAACACAGUUGGUGUGUGUGUGAAGGAGGGGAGAGGGCGGGACACCACUUGUCGAGGCUGCUCUGCUCACCCAGGCAGCUCCAGGCGCUGACAGACCCUCUCCAAACACGCAAACACCAGUUGCGCCCUGGUCAGUGGGGACGGCAGAGAGCUCGCGUUGCUCUGGGAGGAAGGGGUGGGGGAGAGAAAUAUUAAAUCUCAGGCAGGAGGCGGAAAGAUUAGCUUCAGAGAUCCGUGGGGGCACAAAUGAUCUUCUACCCCUUCUUCAAUGAGCAAGGGGCGUACUAGCCGUCAGACAAGGGAAGUCAUAAAAUGGGGCCUACACGGGAUGUUAUAUAUCGCAAUGUAGUCUGCACCGCUUUGUCAGACUUCAGUACUCGUCCUUACAAGCUGUUUAGAAGUUUCUCAAAUAAGAAGUGUUUGUCUGUGGCCAUAUUUGCCCAAACUGAUACUUCACUGCACAUGACAUUCCUGUGUUUUUCUCAUAAAAUUUGCACACCGUCAUUAUUUGAACAUUACCCAUUUCCACCUGCAAUUUCCUACAAGGAGGUGGUCUUGUGAAAGAGGGAAGGUUUCUCUGUUUGCCCAAACCUGGAAUAGCCUGUAUUUGCUUUACAUAGUACAGUAUUUUACAUAGCACACGUUUGCACAGUUGUUUCUUGCCACACACAAAUUGUUUUACAUGCACAUACGGUAUGUACUAAAGGUUUGAAACCAGAUUGAUUUCCUUAUCUCGCCCUAGAAGCCCCGCAGUUUUGUACAGUAUGCAACAAUUCUUAACUGGAUAUUCUUUGUCCCUUCGUGUGACUACAGUUCCCAGGAUUUAUACUGAUAUGAGACAGAAACUGAAUGAACAUGUAUUCCAGCUAGCAAUAAAAGAGGUAAGGCAAAGCAGCAUUUGACCAUAAAACUGAUAGGUCCAAUCUCCUUCCACUCCUCCAGGAAUGGCACUUCUAUAAACCAUUUCCGCAAGGGAGGAAGAGGGGCUGUUUAUGCACAACUGGCAAGGCUUGAGCAGGCCCUCUGCAUAGGGCCACUGGUGGCCACCACACAUGCUGACCUGGGCCUCCAUCAGGCACUACCACCCCCAGUUCUGCUCCUUAGUAGUGCUGCAGUUGCCAGUUACUCUGCCUAUCCUGGACGGGAUUACCUUGUAGUGUUUUGAGGGUGGAGGCCAGGGUAUGCCAUGUUAUAUCACCCAAAACAUGGCUGGUGCAGACUGGAGCUGAGUGAGCCCUUGGCACUCAUCGCAAAAGCUCUGGUGCUAUCAAGUAAGCCCAUUCAGGGUGAGUGGGUGAAUCACUGGCCGUUCUGUGGCUGCAGCACUGCCUGUGGGAGCAAGAGUUGGUGGCCACUGGUAGCAACAGUGGUGGGUAAGCAUUGAUAAAGGCUGGUUCAGUGGGGGAAACAGGGUACUGCCCCACCAACCUCAGUCCACAUUCAGCCAGCUUCCAGACUUACAACAAAUCUGGGUGAUGGAAUUGCUUGUCAGCUUCCUCAUCCAUUGUCUCAGAAUCCAGCCACAGUAUACAUUUAAAGCAGUACCAUACCACUUUAAAUAGCCAUGGCUUCCUAGGAACUGUUGUUUGUUAGGGGUGCUGAGGGUUGUUUGGACACCCCCAUUCCCCUCAGAGAGUUAUAAUUCCCAGGGUUCCCUGGGAAGAGGGAUUGAUUGUUAAACCACUGUGGCAAAAGAUGUUGCGAGGUCUGUGGACUGAGCAUGCUAUGAUGUCAGUGAAGCAAGGCAUGAGAUUCUACAAGGACCUACUUCACUGAAAGACAAUAUGAUUGCAACUUUCAAGUGCUAUUCACAGGAAAAAAUCCUAAAGGGCCUUGUCCAUGGAAUAUAGAGGAAUAAUUACAAAUAUAGAAUUCUCCAUCUGAGAGGUGGAUUGGGGAUUAUCUGAUGUCUUUAAUGGGAAACUGUGGUGAGAGUCCUAAGCAAAGGUGAUCAAAGCCAUCUGUUUGUUGUUGACAGAAGAGUGCCUCCCAGCGAGGACUGAUGAAGAGGUGUUGUUGUUUUUAGCAGUUUAUGCAAACAAACUGCUGUGAAACAUGCUAUGAAAUUUUUUAGCACUUUAAGUUCUUAUGCACCUUAUAGCAUAGUAGUAUUAAUUGCUAUUUAUUUUACAAUAUAUGAUCAAGCUUCUAGGAACUAUGAGCACAGUUCUUUUAGCCCCUAUGAAAAUUUGUUAAUUUUGUACAAUUUGGUUUAGUACUGCCAUGCAGUGGCUGUUAGAUAUAUUAUAGUUGUCAUGAGAUUACAUUAGGAUGAUCAUUAUAUUUGUUAUUAAUUGAUAUGUUUUAACUGAAGGACAGUUUGUUUUAUGAUGAUUUUAAGUGUUAUUUAUUUAACUUGAGUUAUUUAUUGAUUUACUUAUAUUUGAUACUGUAAUGAUGUAUUGAUUUGCAUUUCUGCUGUAAGCCACUUUAAGCAUAUUUAUAUGGCAGGAAGAAACAAGAGAUACAAACCCUUCUCCUUCCUGUUGCCCUCUCUCUCUUUGCUCUCUUUUUCAACCAACAGUUAAAGCAGACAUGUCACUGCUUGCUUCAGCUCCAGGCUCAAAAUAUAAGUAUUUUGCCUGUAUAGUUUUUACUGCUGCCUUUGCUGUGAACCAAUGCAAGACUAUCAAGUAAGUAAAUCAUAUUUUAAACUUACUUUACAAAUUGUUUUUUGUUUUUGUUUUUUUGUUAAGUGAGGUAAGAAGGGGGAAGCCAGCUUACUUCGUUAGCUGGACUUGCUCAAAAGGCAGGUUUUGCAGCCUGAUUCCCAAAGCUUCUAUUUUGCUGCCAAGGAUGAGAUUUAAAAACCCUCUUUAACCUACACACAUGAAGAGAAAAAUUGUAGUUAAUAUACCCUCUCAUACUCAUCAAACCCACCCUACAGAAGUCAAAUUUAACGUCCUAUAGUAGUCUGAUAGCGACCAUUUUACAUGUGUCCAAAAUUGAUGCACAGUCACACACUUCUUGUUGCUGAUCCAGAAGUUGCCUGAAAACAGGGGUGGGGCUGAACAGGGAAAGCUUAUGUACACUUAGCCGAAACACACAGGGGGCAGGAAUGGAACCCCUGUGCAAAAUGGUCGCCGCCUGUAUAAGAAAGAAGUCCAUAAUUGCUAGAAUGAAGAGGGAUCUCAGAAUCUCCUAUUCAUUUUUGAAAGCUGUUCAUUUUUUUUGCUCUGCAUUUCUGCAGCUCUUAAGAUAUCAUAACGAAAUCAUGCAUAACGAUUCCUAAAGUCAAGAAGCAGGGUUUCCUCUAUGUUUUGAUACAAUUGGACACCAUUUUGAAUCAAGGUGGUGGACUGAAACUUAAAAAUUGCACCGACUUUAACCACUGAUUUUUAAAAAAUGCACUGAUUUUUCCCACCUUAGAAUUCUGAGUAAUGCUGGGUUUGAGGCUGCUAGUAUCCUGAAUAAAGAGAAUAAAAUGUUCUUUGGGAAAUUAUUUUAAAACAUUGCUCCUGUGGAUACUCUCAGAGCAAUCACUUGCCAACAAGAGCAAAAAGCUACCAAGUCUGAAGGAGCCCUGGUCCAAGUGUCCUCUGCCCCCCUGCCCCAUACUGCUGUGUUCCUGCUGCUACUUUCCCCACUGCAACACUGGUGACUUUACUCCCACUCUGCUUACCAGAUGGCAGUGGGAAGAGGUCUCUCUUUAAUGUGUGUGUAUGUGUAUAUAUAUAUAUAUAUUUACACCCAUGGUUGGGUGGCUGGGCAUGCUCAACAAUAAAGUGCUGGUCAGUAUUGGGGAAUGAAGAUGGUGGGCAGGCCAGGACAGUGAUGCUUGAAAAAUAAUUAAAGUAGCAGGUCCUGCAUUCAUUAAAAAAUAAAUAAAUGCAUAAUUAAUAUGACAUGAAAUAUUCUGAUGAAGACUGAAGCAAUUAUGUCAAUGUGAACUGUCGUAGAUUAAAAAAACACAAAGCAGGUAGGGUGAUGGCAAUGCCACAGAAGCAACUUGUCACUAGGGCACUAAACACCUCUUCUGCCUCUGCAGAAGUUUAAUUGGAAGCUACAAAGCAGACUCUUGCUAAUUCUCCCAUAUUAAUUAGGAACCCUGCUGUGGAUUUUCAGAUUAUGCACAUUAGUGAAUAAACAAACAAGCUUGAAUCAUCAUUAAAAUCCAGGAAGUCAUGCUACAGAGAGCAUUUUGUGCUCAUUUGGGUUAGUGUCAAUUAGUGUUGUUUAUGGGGGAAAUGUGCUUAUAUAUUGGUAAAUAGGCAUUAGGGAUGAUUUUUUUUGUUUAAGUAAUGGGCUCUCUAAUCUCAGAAUUUCAGUUGAUGUAGUAUUUUGUAGCAGUUUUGCAAACAGGAUUUUAUCCGUGUGUGUGUGUGUGUGUGUGUGUGUGUGUGUAUGUAUCCCUAAGUAGACUGCACCCAUUAGAAUUGGAGGACUGAGCAUAUAUUCCACCACAGAAUUUGGUACCAGGGGCAAAAUCCUCCAUUCUGACAAUCCCAGCGUUCAUAAUUAUACAAAAGCAAGUUCUUAACCACAAAGAAGAGCUUAAAGUCUGUGAGCAAUGCUAAGGUGAAGUCUCCACAUCUAGAGUGGGAUUCAGUAUUUUUAGUGAAUGUAAGAACAAACAGCAAGCUAAGUAGUUAAGUAAUUUUUGACUCUGAACAACUUGGAGAUAUCUUACUACCCUUUCCUAUUACUGGAUCAUUGAUGGGGGGAAAUUGAAUAUCACUGAUCCUGGUAUAUAGGUGCUCAGAAAAUUUCUAUUACUCAGUAGUUUUUUGUGUGUGACUUUAAUCAGUGUAAUAUCCACUGCGUUUCUGCCACCCACACGUGUGCUGAUAUUCUCAAAGAGUUGGUAGGAAGUGUAUUUAAAGCUGGAAUGAUUAAGCAUGUGAAAAAAACCAGUCUUGUAGAAUAAGGAUCUUAAUUGCUUCUGCAAAGAGGCAUGCUGCUUCACUACUAAAAAAGGCCCUCCAAUUGCAGAGGGGUGGACAAACAAAAAAAGGACUUCUGAAUUUGGAGAAGAGGAAAGGUAUCAUUGGGAGAGGUCUGAGUCCCAGGCUAUGUCCAUGCAAUACAUUUUAGGCGCAUGGCUGGCCCCUCAAGCAUCCUGAACUGUGUAGUUUGUUAAGGUUGCUGGAAAUUAGAGUUCUUUGGGGAGUAAACUACAGUUACUAAGAUUCUUUGUGGGACUGUGAGACAUCACAUGCUUAAAAUGUAUUAUGAGGAUGUGGCCUCGUCCUUGGUGCUGGGCUCUGGAACUGUUACUCCUUCCCCCUUUUAAACUUGUUUUUAAAAUAUCGACAUGAAAUCAAUUUCAUAUCAAGGGACAGAAAAUGCAGUGACCGAAGGGCUUUGCAUUGUCUUUGCUAUGUGCCCUACAUCAGAUAAAUAGUUUAAAAUAAAAUAAGGAAAUCUGAUCAAAAGAGGAUUUAGGGGUAAAAAAAGUAUUGUUCUGCAAAUUGAUAGACACACACAAUUCAACAUCAAGUUCAACUGCAGAAGCUGGAAAUUAAAACUGGAAGCUGAAUGUUGCAUUUCAGGCCUAGUUUUAAUUAUUUAUUUUGGCAACAUGAAAAAAAAAUCAUGCAACACAGGCUGUGCUUUCUUCACCGCCAAUGCAUUUUCUUUAAUGUGAACAGACCUGAAUAUUUAUAGUUUUAUUGAUGGUAAUUCCUUUGUAGUACAAACCUAGCCCAGAACUUCUUUGUUACGCUGUUUGUAGAAACCUAAAACUUGGAUUGUCUCAGAUGUUGUGAUUCAAACUGCAUGUCUAAAUAAAAAGGAUUUUUAUUUAGAAGUAAAUGACUGAAAGGAGCAUAUUAAGACGGGCUCUGUUUUUCAGUACAAGUGGGGCCCUACAGCAGAAACUUUGCAGUGUAUCCCUAAUCCAUGCACAGAGUGUUCCUGUUCAGGAGUCCAGGUGGCCUCAGGCAAGAGCCUUUCCUGCUGUUCAGGCUUCUUCAGAAGAGAGGUUUUCCUGUGAAUGACAGCAGGGUAAGGUACGUCUCUGGAGAAUGAUGGGAAGCAGGCCCGUGCAGAGCUUGUCUGAGGCCCAGGGUGGGAGUUUUGUUAGAAUGAAGUUAUAAACUCAAAACAAAAAAACAGCCAGUCCCUAGCAGGGUCCCCCUAUUAGCUUAGCCUUCCGAGGCCUGGGACAAGUGUACCCAGCUGCCUCCCGCCCCUUUGCAUGGGAAGAGUUCUUCCUCUUCUCCAUUCUUCUCUCCUGCUUUACCGCAAGUAGGUAUGGGGGAGAAUUUUCAAUUCUGUAUGCAUUUAAAAGCAAACCUACUUAAUUUACAUUUUUUUUUCCUUUUUUGAAUAUUUUUUAUUAAGAAUUUCAACAUAGCAAUUUAUCAAAAACACAUCAUCUUCAUUUCCCCCCCCAUUUCCCCCUCCCCCCUCCCCAAGAAAAAAAAAAGCACAACCUUCCCACCCCACCCCAGACUUCCCUCAGCUCCUCUCUCUCUGGUUUUUCAGCACAUGUUAUUCUCUGCAUAUUAUAAAAUUGUAAAGAUCCUUAAUUUAUCUAUCUAUAUGUUACCAAUAAAAAGUUUGUGUAUGUUUAUUCAAAACCUGCCAAGGAGUCCAGUUCAUUUUGUUGUUUCUUUAAGUACUUUGUAAAAGGUUCCCAUUCUUCUUUAAAGUCACAGUUGUCCUUAUCACGUAGUUUGUGUGUCAAUUUUGUCAAUUCCACACAGUCCAUCAGUUUCUCUUGCCACAGUUCUUUGGUCGGGAUUUCUUCGUUCUUCCAUCCUCGUGCUAUUAAGACUCUUGCUGCCGUUGUCGCGUACAUGAAGAUGUUUUUCAAUUUCCUUGGCAGGUCUUUUCCUACAAUCCCUAACAAAAACGCUUCAGGCUUUUUUACAAAUGUUAAUUGGAACAUUUUCUUCAACUCAUUGUAUAUCAUUUCCCAUAAUUUUUUUAUUUUACUACAAUCCCACCACAUAUGGUAAAAUACUUAAUUUCCAUUUUCUGAAACUCUGCCAAUUGAAGCCAUUUUUCUAAAUUGUCACUUCUCUGAAUUUUGCAAGGUACUUCUCCAGCCAGGGUAUAACUUGCAUAUACUAGUGUAGGGUGGUCCAACUUUUCAUACCAAGUGGGCUUCAAGAGUGCUUUGACAUGGAACCACCCCGUGCUAGGAUAUAACUGCUUAAAAGUGCAUAAACUAGUGAAAAUGAAAGAUUUGCCACUUCUGAAAUGUAAGAAGGACAAGUUUUUUUAAUAUCAUAGGAUUUGUUUUGCUAGCCCUAAUUCCCAUCCGCUUUCUGGAUACCCUUAUAAACUGUAAGAGGCAUGAGGUCAAUUCAUUCUUUUCCCUCUUCCUCCAUAGAUCUAGAGCACUCUUCAGCAGUCAUGCUUUAUCCCAAAGAAUCCUGAUAACUAUAGUUUAUGGAGGGUGCUAAGAAUUGUUGAGUGACUCCUCAGAGAAGAGAACAUUUUGUUCCUUUCUCACCUGCUUGCAACCAUAGCAUUAACUGAUAGACUCACACAAGCUGUCUAAAAUCUAGUUAUUUUAGACACCUUUUUUCCUCUCUGCAAUAGAGGACUUAGAGCUGUUGCUUAUAGAAAACAGCAGAAAAACCCAGGAAUUUAGUAUGGCUAUGAUUGGGCAGUUAUAUAUCCUCUAGGUCUGGGCAAUGUCCAGGGCCGACAGUAUAUUGUAGGUGCGGCUUGCCUGCCAAUUUUGUUUUUUAAUAACUUUAUGUUAUUAUGUUAUUAUGCUAGGUACUGCCAUACCUCUGCUGCUUGGUUUUUAAUAGAAUGUUGGCAGCUACCUCGUGUGUGUGUGUGUGUGUGUGUGUGUGUGUUUUGUUUCAUAUAAAACUUUCAGUCUCUGCCAUUUUGACAGUAUUUCAGAUGGAGCAACUAAUGGAAUGUUUAGGAGUAUAAUAAACAAACUUAUGGGCAGGAUAUUUAUUUUACAGUAGAUUUUCUCCCAUACCAUGAGAGAGAGAAGAAAUUCCAAAAUUCCAGUUCUUUCUCCUACUCAUGAAAUAGCUUUCGGUAAUCAAUCAAUCAAUCAUUCUUUACUCUAUCUUCCAAUUUAUUUGUAACUCAUAUUCCCAAAUAUUUAAUUCUAUGUUCAUUCCUCCAUGGUAUUUUGGUUAUCCCUUGAACAUCUUUUAAAUUUUCAUUCGAAACAUUAUAACGUAGCCUCUGUGCUAUCUUAUAAUUUAUUUUAUAGCCUGAUAUUUCGCUGUAACUAGAUAAUAACCUUAUGACUUAUUUAUAAGAUUUCUAGGAGUGAGACACAGGGAUUAUAUUAGUAUCCAAAGAGCCAUAUUGGAUCCUAUGAAUGUGUAUGUUUUCUGUUAUUGCUAUAGCCCAAGGUUAAAUGAUCAGAAGGUCUGCAGUUCGAAUCCCCGCAACGGGGUGAGCUCCCGUUGUUCGGUCCCAGCUCCUGCCCACCUAGCAAUUCGAGAGCACGUCAAAGUGCAUGUAGAUAAAUAGGUACCACUCCAGUGGGAAAAUAAACGGCGUUUCUGUGUGCUACUCUGGUUCGCCAGAAGCGGCUUAGUCAUGCUAGCCACAUGACCCAGAAGCUGUACGUGGACAAACACCGGCUCCCUCGGCCUACAGAGCGAGAUGAGCACGCAACCCCAGAGUCGUCCGUGACUGGACCUAACGGUCAGGGGUACCUUUACGGAUAAAUGACAGUAGCAAAGAGCAGAGGGUAUAAAGGGCAUCCCUGUCUAGUUCCUCUAGAUAAAUUUCUUUACAAACUUAUAUACAACUGCAUUCUGAGGGGAUCCCAUUAAUAUGUAGAAACAUUUAGCUUAUUUUUGGAUUGUCCUCUUAAAAACUGAUACGUAUUCAAUCACCUGUUAAUUAUCAGAGAUACUGUAAUGAUACUAAGGACAUCACAUUUGUCUGCAAUCUACUUGUUUCUUAUUUAUAGGAUUCCAUUUUAUAUUACUGGGAUGUAGUUACAGUGCAACCAGUCAGGAGUAUGGGAAGUACCUGUGAAAAAUGUCGAUAUUUUCAACAUCUCAGUCCUAUACACAUUUACCUUAAAAUAAGUUCCACUGAACUCCAUAAGUAAACAACUAAGGAUGCGGAAGAAAUUUGAUUCAGUUCACAUUCAAAGGUGAAUCUAUCAAAUUCACACUUUCUGAAAUAUGUGAACCAAAGCACAGCUAUCCUUCAAAAUUCACAUUUCCAAAUUUCACGAUACAGUUCUCAUACAAACAUUGUUUAGAAUUAUGCACAUAUCAGGGGGAAGUGUGUGUAAAAAGAAAUAUAUUAGUCAAAAUAACAUACAAAAAUACAUUAUAUUGGAGAAAUUCCCUGCACAAAUCUGUACAUUGGUUAAAAUUGCAUGCAAAAUGUCUUUAUGAGGGGAAGAUCUCAUUAAAAUGCAAUGAAUUUUCAUAAGGAUUUUUUAAUAAAUAAAUAAAUCACAAAUUGCUGCAGAAAUGUGGAGAAUUAGAUUUCAGACUGGAGAAACUGAGGUAACCAAAAUCAACAGAUCCUUUCAUCGCUAACUGACAGCACUAAACCUGUUGUUAAUGCUACUUGCUUGUAAAUAAGGUAUUGUUCAAUCUUUCAUUACAAUUAGAAUUAUUUCAUUUUUAAGGCAAAUAUUUGAAACUGAGAAGUGCUUCAAAUUCUGGCUUGGAUUUCACUCCUAUAUUGAAAUACUUUUGAUGGCAACGAAUUCCAGAAGAGCAUCCAUGUUAUUCUGCUGCAACACAAAUGGACAACAGGUCUGUGCCACAGGACUUUUUAUUGUUUCUGCAAUACUUUUGGUGCCUUGUGAAUUAAAGGCAUUGACAGUAGCCUGGCUUUUUGUGUUUUUUAAAACUGUUGAUUCCCGGAUUUCGCCUCCACUAGACUAUCAUCUAUGAAGAAACACUUAUACCACCAUUAUCUCCAACUGUAUUGAAUUUGUAGCUCCACUCUAAUGCAGUUAUGGCCCUGCUAAUGCAACCUUGCAAGAACAGAUGUUUGGACCAGGAUAGCUUCAAGGGUUUUUCAUAAUGUUCUUUUAGACAGGCUCCUGCCAUUGAUGAAGUCUGAAAAAUGUUAGUUGUCAGAGACUGUGCUAGCAAAGCAGGAUAUAUUACAUAUAUUUGUAACCUUCAGAGGGUGUGCGUGGUUGCUGAGGGUGCAAAACCGAGGGAAUCUGUGGGGUCACAUAGGGUCCCCAGCCACACUCAAAAUCCUUCACCCUUUUUCAAAAAUAAUGAUAACCCAGCUAUAAUUCCAGUUCCCAGGACUCCAGUAGGCUGUUUGUGUGCUUUAAAUGUGUAGUGUGUGUAGCCAUGGUGGUACAUGUAAGAGCUCUAGCAGUGGAGGGGAGUGACCACAUGGUAGGCCCAAUGUUGCAGGGAAGGAAACUGUUCUGACUGAAAGCCCGCUGUUUGGAUUUGGGCAGAAAAAAAGAGAGAGAGAAAGAGAAAGCAGCAAGCUUCCAUUUCAAGCUCAGCGGUGAAGAGCUAGUAAUUUGAGUCAAUGGUGCUGUCAGGACAGCACUCUGGAGCAGAAGUCAAGGAACUCACACAGCAGAAUCAACAGCAAAUGCAACAGGGCCUACUGAACCCCCCAUUCUGAUGGAAGUGAAGUAAAACACAGGGACGGCUGUAAAGUCUGGGCCUACAAAUUACUCAACAGCACCACAGAGUAGGGCACAAUAGAAAGGGGAUGACGGUGUUGCUCUUCUUUACUUAAGGAAGCUUCAUGCCUUCCUUUGGGCCGCAUUAGCAAUUUAGAAUCUUUGUUUCAGUGCCUCAAAAGUGUUAUGUUUUGUUCCGAAUUGUUGUGGUGGUGAUCCGUAGCCCUCCAUUUCCCCACCUCCCUGGCAGCACCAACCCCUAUUAACUCUUCACAUUUAAUGUGGGGUGCAGAUUUCAUUCUCUGCUCUCUUGGGCACAUAAACAAAUGGAGGAGAUAGAGAGAGGAAGGGUCUCUUGAACUCUGCUGCUAUUGGCAUUACUGGAAGGGUGGAAUGGAUGGGAAUUCUGACCAGAAUCCCCAUUUGUCCUGGGUUGGGGCAACAACAGCAGAAAAGCAAGGGGGAAGAAGGGAUAUACAGUACUUCACGUUCUCCCAUACAGUGGUACCUCGGGUUAAGUACUUAAUUCGUUUCGGAGGUCUGUUCUUAACCUGAAACUGUUCUUAACCUGAAGCACCACUUUAGCUAAUGGGGCCUCCUGCUGCCACCGCGCCGCUGGAGCACUUUCUGAAGCAAAGUUCUUAACCCAAGGUACUAUUUCUGGGUUAGCGGAGUCUGUAACCUGAAGUGUAUGUAACCUGAGGUACCACUGUACUUGUUUUAAUUCCAAACUUGCUGGCCACAUUGAGGAGCUGCUACUGAGCUAGUCCAAGCUAGUACUGCACUAAAAAAACCUCUGAGGGCGGGAUUCACUUCAGUAGAUGCCCUGUGCAAGGACUCCCUGUUGCACAGUGGGACUUCCUCACCUCCUUUCCCAUCCCCUGGCCCCCCAAAUUGGUUUGAGGGGGUUCAGGAGAACCUCCAGAACAGCACAUGGGGGCAGGAGAGAAGGAAUUAUUCAAUCUGGCAAGCUGAAAAGGUCUUACUGAUGGAACGUUUAACAUAGCACAGUGUUGAAUUUCCUCCUUUAUUUUAAAAUAUUUUCUUAUUUGAGAAGAGUAUUGUACCCUUAAUUCUUGCACUUGUACAAAAGUGGUCUCUUCAUGCCCUGUAGGUUGUGGGGGAACUCCAACUCUGAGCCAAACAGUGAAUGGGAAGAUGGAUUGAGCAGAGGGACAAAUCUCUCCUUCAGCAAUUGCUUAUAGGCCCCCACAUAUUUUUAAAGAAGCAGUUGAUAAUUUAAACCAUUAUGUAACUGCUUAGAUUAAAAAGAAGGUAGGAAAUUGCUUCCAAAGCACCCAUGGCUCUUUAAGUGGGGCGAUGGGAAGGGUGAGCAACAAAUUGAAUCCAUUAUAGCAUUACGCUCCACAUUCAGCAUUGUUAUCGGAAGUCAUUAUGCUAUUUGGAUAACUGGUUUGAAUUGGAUCAUUUGGAUUUAAGGUGUACCUUGGUUCCCAGUUCAUCCGGCAUCAUCUGGUUGUAACUUCAAUUUGUGGCUGCGAAGGAAGGACUCGAGGUUUCUCUCCAAGUUGUUCAGGGUGGUAUACAAAAACGGACGCAUUUGGAUUUUGCCUGCAAAGGAAGAUUAUGGGCUCAUCUAGACUUCCUUUCGUGCUGUGUUGCCAGGCACAGGUCCACGUUUUCAAGCUCCGUGUCUGAGAGUUUUCUUUCUUGUUUUUUGUCAUGACACUUUCCCCAGGAAAGCCUGUGUUUUACCAUUGAAUUGGAGCCAAGCGCAGUCGGGUUUUCCAAGGAUUGCCAUUUGCUCUGAUUCAGUGGUAAAAUGUGGGUUUUUCCAGGGAAAGCACUAGGACGAGAAACAAAAACUGCUCAGACAUGGAGCCUUAAAGCAUGGGCCUGUUCCUGGAAAGCAUAUCGCAAAAGGAAGUCUGCAUGAGCCCUUAGAGUACACUUCUGAUUCUUCCUUUUUACAGCCACCCUGCCUUGAACUUUCCCAUGUCUGAAAUCAUGUGGGUAUGGCUUGCUAAAAAUGGAUUUGCAGGCCUGAUUAGGCCAGAGGUUCUGCACCACUACACUAAAUUGUGGUUUAGCAUUAUGUUCAAACAAAUGCAUGAUGUGGUCUCAUCCGUGAAUCACAUGGGUUGGAUGGCUGAUCUUGUUACUUCCACUGCCAAUAUUGCCAGAGCAGACUGAACCCUGUGGAAGUUGCCCUUGUCACAAUGCAGUGGGAAAAUUAGGGCAUAAAUCUCCCUUUCCCUCAAGGAACUGUGCAGACACAUCAAGUUAUUUAUUAAGGAGCCUCCACAUAGUGAGUCAUGGGCACUCGGAUUCAUGGCAGGUAUCAAGAAGUGGCCUAUGCUGGCCAUAUAGAGCCAUUCACUUUGAGAACCUUGGCUUGUGUUACUGAGCAAUAGUCACUUUAUAAUUUGAGAUGAAUCAUAACAUCAAGGCACACUGACUCUCGCAACAAGUACGUAAGACAUUCACCGGUAAUUUUGUUCUGCCUCCUCCUCCUCUCUCUUACAGAGCCCUUCUGUCUUUCAUACUUGAAAGAUGAACCAGGCUCUUCACCACUGGGGUUGCUAUCAAGAACGAACGUCUAGCAAAAUUGAGCCUUCAGCCUUUCUGCCUUCAAGCAGUAGUGCAUGUACUUUGCAUGCAAAAAGUCCUAAGUUUAAUCCCCAUCAUGUCCAGGUACGUUCCAGUCAAGAGUCCUGUUAGUCAACAUGCACAGUACUGAGGUAGAUGGACCAGUGAUGUGACUCAGCAUAAAGCAUCUUCCUAAGUAUCACUCAUCACAAAGACAUUUUGAUGCCUUCUGAAUAGUGGAGUAUUUGAUCUGGGCUGGUCUUUCGCAAUAGUGUCUUCCUAUGGAAAUUAAAAGCAGGUUAAUGAGUCAGGCAGAUCAAGGUUUCCCGAGGAGCUGCUUUCAGCAGUUGACGCAGAGGAGGAGGCUGGGUAAGUGUUGAUACUAAGCCUUCUUACAUUUUGAGGCGUAUAUGAGUGGGUUACAAAACAAAUUACUAAUCUAGGCUGAGACUUCACAGGGCUGGUUGUUCAAGAAAUGCUGCCGUGUUCUUGGUAUGUGGGCUGGAAAUGUCCCCUGACUGAAACCCUGGAGAGCUGCUGCCAAUCAGUGUCAGCAACAAUGAGAUAGAUCUGACUCAGUAUAAGGCAAUUUUCUAUGUUCUUAAUAAACUUUGGGAGCUAUAAUAAUAAUAAUAGCAGAGGUGAUGGUGAUGGAUGAAUAUUAUGUGAGGGUUCUCUGCUCGCCUUCUAUUUAGAUGAGGUAGUCCAGGUUCACCCAGUUUGAAGUUUGAUACUCCAACUACUUGCAACAUGCUUCCUAUCUCAUCCUAACACUAUUUUAAUGAAGGGAACCUACAUGAAGUAUCAUUUUAUAAUAAUUGCUCUCUUCCUCCCUCUGAAGUCUCCUUCUCUGUAUUAUAUUCGUGCACACAUUUUAUGUGAGCUCUACUUAACCACGUAAAUAUGAAAUGCCAGAUAGAGUAUAUUACAUAUUGCUUAAGCAGGCCUGGGAUGAAAUCUCUCAUUAUUUGUGCCCCUUUAUGCUUUUCAUGUAUGCAUCUUUUGACCUUUUGUGGGUGGUGUUUUCCAUUCCUUUUCCCUUUUUUGUGAUACAUGUACAUAUCCUCCAACUGAUCAAAAUAGGGAUGCUUGUUUUUUGUCCCUGAGCUCUCGCAGCAGCCAGAUCACUCAAGCGAUGGGUUGGACCAAAAACAGGACAUUCUGGGAUAGAAUCAGAAGUCAGGAUGGCUUCUGUAAUUCUGGGGUGUCUCACUUAAAAUUGGAUGUUUGAGGGAUAUGCAUGUGGCCACCCUGUGCAUGUAUGCAACUUUCCACUGGAGUAAAUAAAAGUUUAAAUAUGAACAUUUAGUACCGACUCAAGCUUGCCAGCCUACUGAUUUUAGCUGGCUAGGCAUAUACUUUACUGUAUAUGUAUGUGACCUAAUAAUAGUAUACCGGUUUUGCUUACAAUUUGCUUACAAAAGCAUACCUGAAAAUAUUAUGAAUAGUUCCAUAAAACGUCACAGGCUAGUAGACCUGUUCUGACAAUGCAUACUCUUUAAGCAAACUGCAUGAUUUUAAAAACUACUUACUUCCAACUAUGAAUGCUCAGCACUAUAGCCCUAAGGGAUACCGCCUACAAAACAAACAAACAAACAAACAAAACGAAGGGAGGAAGACAAACUGUAAUCUCUAUGGAAGGUAACUUUUUCUUGAAAACAGACUAUUAAGGGUAUAAUCCUAUAUUUUGGGAGUAAGCCACAUUGAAUUCUGAGUAAACAUGCAUAGUAUUGUGCCUUAAGAUAUUUAUGUUCUUUAGAAAAUUAAAGCCUCGUUUUCUCCCAGUUGUAAACCUGUGUCUCAACUGUACCAGUUCUGUGGGACAUUCCCCCCCACCCCCCACAAAAACAAUCCUUUAAAUAGAAAACCAGCUGGGCUAAAACCUUUAUCUUUGUGUGUGUGUGUAUAUGUGUGUGUUUAGGGAUUUAAAAAUAUAUACCAUUUGUGUGUUUGAAGGAACAUUAUGAUAUGCAAGUUCUCUGCUGUAGUCUACAACUCACUAAUAGGGAUGCCCAACACUGCAGUCCAAUACAUGUCUAUGCAGAAAUACGUUCAUGGAGUUCAUGGGGCUUAUCCAGGUAAGUGGGUACAGGAUUGCAGCCAUAAUCAGUGCACAUACUGUAGUUUCACACAAACAUUAAUUCUGUUUUUCCUGUGCAUUAUUUAAAAAACUGAAGUUGUUUCCAUUAUCAUCUAAAUAUAAUGGGUUUCCUUACUAACUGAAGGCAAGUAGAAAUUCAAACUUGCUUUAGAGUCCACAAGAUGGCAGGCUACUGCAGCAUAAGCCUUUGAGCAUAGCAGGGAGGGGGAGAGAAGCUUUUUAGUUUGAAAUUCAGAGGCAAGAUAAAUGCUACUUCAGAUUAAAAAAAAAUUCUUAAGUGACUUUUGUAUUGGAAGGAAGCCUUAUAUCAUUUGGCCAAGGUAUUCUUUUUAAAAAGAAUGUAAAGCUCCCGCUAAGAGAUAAAGCACAUUUUGCUUUUUGUCCUGAGCACUGUAUCUAAUAUCUGCUGUUAGUAUGAGCUAUGCCAUUACAGAAAUGUCACCACUUCUUUAAAGAACUUGGGGGGGGGGAGCAAGGAAUGGCCAAAGGAACAGCACACAUGCCAGAAGAGAAAGUUAAAAUACACACCAUCAACUAGGUACUUUUUGUAGCCUAUGUAGUUGAACAUAAGACUAUAGGAUCUCUGUUGGAUCAGAACAAAGGUCCAAUUAGUCCAGAAUUCUGUUUCCGUUGUGGCCAAGUGGGAAAGGCUAUGGGAAGCCCACAAACAGGGCAUGAAUGCAAAAGCCCUCUGUUGUUUGCAUUUCCCUGCAACUGGUAUUCAGAGGCCCACUGCCUCAGAGACAUUAUAUAACUAUUGCAGUCACUGAUUUCUUUAUCCUCUAUGAAUUUAUCUAAGCUCUUCUAAAAGCCAUUUAAGUUGGUGGCUCUCACUGCAUCUUGUGGCAGUGAAUUCUAUGGUUUAACUGUGCACUAAAUCUGGAUGACAUUCAGAAUAUAAGAAGAGCCUGCUGGAUCAGCCCAGUGGCCCAUCUUAGUCCAGCAUCCUGUUCUCACAGUGGCCAACCAGACACCUAUGGGAAUCCAGGAAGCAGGACCUGAAUUCAACAGCACUGUCCUGAGGCUUCCAGCCACUGGUAUUCAGAAGCGUAUCUUCGAGAAUGGAGAUAGAACAAAGCCAUGAAUUUGUCUGUCCCGAAUCUUUCAAUAAAAGGUUCAGAGAAUGUACUGAAUCUGGCAGGAGGCUGACUUUCACAGUAAGGUCUUCACAUGUGGCCUCUUGACAUGUAAGCGGAUCACUGGAAAGAGUGUCUGGAGAUGUAAAAUACAACUGGGUGGUGUUUUUCUCUAACAUUCAAAUGAUCUCAUUCAGCGCAGAUGAGCCCAAUAAAGCUCAAGUGCAGAUAUUUUGUCUCUUGGCAUGGCAGGAGACGCACAUCUACAGCAGUCAUGUAUCUUCCUGCAAGUUUCACUUCAGAUCUUACAAAUAGGCACUGCUGGUUUGUGUUUGAGAAACUGCACAUCUAGCUGGCAUUGCUUCUGUAAUGUCUGAAAAUUAUCUUUGGCACACACCCCUUUUCACCAUGUCGGGUUGUUUGCAAGUCUCUGUGAACUUUGCCCUCUAAAACUAACCACUAUGUUAUGGUUUGAAAGAGCUUUAUUAUUAUUCUUUGUGCCAAGAAUUGAUAAAGAGUCAAGAACCACUGAUCUUGGCAGGGACUGACAAUUCCCACUUGGCUCCUUUGAAACAUAUACUUGCUCCUGAAAUAUGUAAGGAAGCCAGAGGUUUUUAAUGAGCUUGGAGGUUAGCAUCCCAGGACAACCCAACUGGGUCAAUAGGCCUUCAAGGCAGUUCAUGGUCUGUGUGUAUGCAAGGACAGAGAAACCAUGUGCCACACCACCACUAAGUGUGCAUUGUGAUGGUGGGUGGGGGAGAGACAUGUACAUAGAUUGCUGAAAUCCUUCCAGUUCAAGAAAGGCAUGAAACAAUCACAGGAAUUGUCCAUAAUCUACAUACAAACUUGCCCUGGUUGUUGGUGGCAUCUGUCUGUCUUGGGAGACAAUGGAGGAGUACACCUUUGAGGAUGUAGUCAUGUUACAUCAUGUUUAGGGAGGAGGGUGCACACACACACAUAAAUGUGCCCCUUGCUGUAUUUGCACAUGGACAAACAAUAGAAGACUUAUAACUGCUGCUCAUGUAAAACCUUGCAUUCAUAACAAAGCUCUGGGAAAUUAAGAUACUUCCAAACCAGAAUCUCCCAUCAAGGUGCUAAUCUUUUACUUCAUCCCUACUUCAUAACUGCAUUUCAAUUUUGAAUGUAAUGAGUCACUUCAAGUGUAAAUUCAUUUCAGUGUCUUACCAGGAAAAAAAAACAUGGCUUAGCCUUGAGCCAAGGGGCUAAUUCUCAGAAAUUGUUUUCAAUGUCCAGGGCUUAGCUUCAAAACAUAUGAGGGAAAAAUACAGAGUCAUGUUCAUAUUGUUUUUCCUCACUAUUGAAUGAACCGGAAAACCUUCCUUCUUGUGAGUACAUGACAGACUGUGUAAUGACCAAGCAAACCUGAGUUCUGUCACCUGUCAGUUUUACUAAUUAUGCAUUAAGAUACCAUAAAGAGAGUUAAAAGCAUAUAUUGUAGCAGGGGGUGGUUGAAGUAACCAUGCCAGCUAGUCUAUCUAACUAAGCUGGUGAGAUUUCGCUGCUUCUGACCCCCCCAAAUAUAGUAUCAGGUUUUGCAUGGUGCCUGAAACAAAACCCAAUGAAGCCUUUUGAAAGGGCAUGGGGGUGAGCAGGCCCGAACAGAGGCAGCGGGUAGGGGAGCCAAUUGGCAUGGGCCUAUGAUUUUCAGGAGGCCUACUCUGAGUCCCUCUGGUAGGAUAUUGUAAAGAGAGUCAAGGGGGAUCCUUUAACACAACAUAUUAAUAUUUUAAAGAAGAUACAUAAAACAUUAAUACAAGAUAAAAUAUAGAUAAGUAAAAGCAGAAAUGGGGCCUUUAUUUCCCAUCUGGCCUGUUACCAGCUUUGCAUGGCCCUGAGGGUGAGGGCACAAAUGUUCUCUACCCAAUAAGCUCUUUCCAGCCGUGGGUGCAGAAAAGGUACCAAAAGGGUGCAAAUGAAGCAUCAGAAUAAAAAUCCUGAAAUGUCCUUCACAGAAAGCAGUCAACAUUAGACCACUCUUUUUGAAGCCAUUUCUCGGAUAAAUAACACUGAUGGCUCUGUUAAUGCUUUUGGCCUCUGCUAUGUUGAGCUGCGGAAGACAAAAUGCAUGAACACAUGGUGUGCCAGUGAGGGAGGUCCUGACCCUGAACUAUUUAGUGGCACAACUAUAGCAGCACGACCUGCAAAAUGUGAUCAUGUUGGCAGCAGCACACAGGAGGUUUCAUCCUGAUAUCCAUAGUUUUUACACAAAUAGAAACUUCUUUGAGGGGGGGAGGGUUAGAUGCAAAGAAUCAGUCUGGAAAGAAAAUUGGCUGUCCUUUAUUUUUAUGCAUAUAGAUUUGGGUGAAAACAGUUGUUUAUGAAAUCAGGAUUUGGAGACCCUGAGUCUCAUACAGCUCUAGUUGCACACAACUGAGUGGAACAAUUAGUGGCUCUGGACAAGCUGCACACAUAUUGAUUUUAAUGCUUAGUAGUACCUCUUAGCAUAUUGUCAGGUACAGUACACUGAUCUUAAUAGAUGUGUGUACAUCACUAAAUGUCUCAUCACUUCCUCAUUAAGUAGCCAAAUGUGUAUGAACCUUCUGCUGAAAAGUGAUCUGCCUGAGAGUUCGCCCAAAGGGCUGUUGGUGGAGUUUUAUUUGUGCUGGUAGUGUUGUAUAUGCAGCCCACCACUAAACGCUGCAGUCACCAAACAUAUAUGUGUGAUUACCUAAGGAGGAAAAGCAAGUGGAAAUCCCUCCCCUGCAAGCCAGUGGGCACAGUAUCUAACAACAGCCAUGUUAUUUUAGCACCUGAGGCAGAAAAUCCCACAGGUAUCUUUGUUGACUGACAGGCCUACUUGUCAUUAUUUGCAGGACUCAAGCAUUAAGGAAAGAAGACUCUGCCUUCUUCAAAAGGUAAUCUGAACAUCCAUUUCAAAUCAUUAUUAACCAUUUCAGUUUGGCUUUUUAUUUGCUUUUCCAUUCAUUCGAAAAGUGCUGAGGUUUUCUUGUAAUUCGUUAUACAGAGAAUGGGUUUGCUGCUAUAAAACAAAAGCACUCAGAUUGUUAAAUUUGUCAUCAUCUUUCUCGCAACUGAGAGCUGGAACCAUGGGUGGGAGUUUUGCUGUCAAGGCAGGAUGAACCACCCACUCUUUCUGCAGAUAUUUGGAUGAUAUUUUAACCUUUAAAGCUAAGUUGCUAAGUGACAUUGUUUGAAAAGAGGUAGCCUUUCUGUUUCUGUUUUUUGUGAAGGUUUUUUAAACUAGGGCACUAAAAAGAAGUUCACAUUUCUCAGGUGUGCAGCUUCUCAUGCCGCAGCUCUGCCUGAGUGAAGAAAGACUUCACCUGAUCGCCUGGCUUUUGCGAGCUCUAAAAGAGGCUGAAGCUGUUCCUCUCCUUUUGGGAACACACCUUUAAUUAAAGAACACGUAUAAUUGCUGGAAUAUAACCCUAAUGCAUUCUGAGCUUGCAUUUACCUUAUGGUGUUGGAAAAGAGGCUAGAGCUAAUGAAAAACAGGUGCAUAUGAAUUUAUCUCAAAUCAAGGGGCCUUAUGCACUCAAUUAACAGCUCUAGUGGAGGGAUAGGGAAGCAUUUUCCAGCCAGUAUUUUUGUUGAUUUCUGGGCAAUAUGGCAGGGGUGGGGGGCAGGCACAUGCCAGUGGUGAGUAGGGUGAGAGAGAGAAAGUGGAUAGAGCAAGUAAUGUGAAUUUUAGCUUGGCAAAGUACGCUAAUUUCUACACACACUCACAUACCCACCUCUGUAAAGCAUUAUCAGAAUUAUGGGCAACAUGCCAGCCAGACACAAACACCCAAAAAGGAUGCAUGAAAAUGAAUGUAGCCUGGCGUGAGUUCUGAAGGUAAGAUGGAGAGGAUCAGAGGGCCAACUUGGCACCCAGAUCUGAGGUUCCCCAUCAAUUCAAAGAGUUGAGGAUUUCAGUGGCAUUUAAGAAGGUAAAUGUUCUCUGGAUUGCUCCCAAUGUCUUUAGUCAGUUGCAUUCUAUAGCUGUUGCUCUCUGCUACCACUGGGUAACCCAUGGUAACAGAAGCAUUAGAAUCUGAUACUAUGCAGCAAACGUCCUGUCUUAGAAAUGUCUGAUCAACUACUAUAAGUGUAUUGGGAAUGUCACCAUUGUGCUGUUGGUGGAUGUGGGGUUCACCGAAAGGCAAGUGACAUGUGGCAAAAAUAUGUAAAUAUGUUCUACAUAAGAUCGUAAAUAUGUAGCCGCUUGAAACCUUCUAAUUGCUGCACGCUUGGGCAUCACUGCUCUUGCCCCAUAUUGUGGUCACUGAAUUUCUUCACUGGGCUCCGUUUUGCAACUCUCCAGACGCUUUGCGUCCCAAAAGUUAAACAAAGAUUCUACACACAGAAGAGUACAAGGAUGUUAUUAAAAUACAACCUCAACAGUAAACAUUUUAUUCACAAAAAUAAAUACAAAAGUACUCUGGCAAGUAUUUUAAAGCAUGAGCUCAAGAGAUACCCCACAACUAAGAAAUCGUGUUUCAAAGCCCAAUUCAAGCCACAGUUUCGGCAGGAACAAAAACCCAGAACAUUUUUACACUCAAAUACCAAGGAUAGUCAGACAGAAUGGCGUGAGAGGUUAACAAACCAUAAUUCUACAGACGUACAAAAGCAACGUGGUACUUGUUACUUAUGCCACUCACAGGCCACAAUUUGAAAAAUAUAGUUAGAUUAUCUAUCAUAUAAUCAUAUCUAGCUGCAAAUGACCCGUAAUAGUGAAUAGCAUAUGUGAAUUCAAUCUGAGUUAUUUUCUUGAAGGUUAACAGAAAUGACUCAUGGAUGUAUGGAUGUUCCACCUGGAUGUGUAUUCAAGUGUAACCUGGAUAAAUAAUUUAUCACUCAGCAAAACUUACAACUAUACUACCAAAGUUGUAAGAAUCAACCCUGUUUUGCACUUAGCAGUGGCUGAGGUAUAUUGAUAGGAAGGUGUUGGUUAAAAACUACCAUUAGCACCUGUCCUGGAUUCUUCCUGAACAAAAGCUAUAAGUGCAGGUUUAUGUGCAAUUUGGGCACAGUACUACCCAAUAACAUGUGUCAGCAUGCACUAUGCUAUAGAGUCUGUGGGCAGGAGCCACUAAUUCUGAUGGGGUUCUCCUUGUCAACAGAAGGUAUGUUACUCCUUCUGACUUUCCCGUCACAUCCCUCUGUUCCUACAGCACCAUGUGGUAGUGAACAGGCCUGCUAUUUCAGGUUUUAUAAGUAAUGUCAAUAAUCAGAGUUAAUUAAUACAGCUUACUACUUUUUCACCUGAAAAAGUGUUGUAAGCUAUGCUCCACGUUCAUAUAAACAUAUCACUCCUCUAAUAAAUAUCUGCUACACAAUGUGCGCAUCACACACACUGUUGUUGAAAGUACUGGGAAGCUAUUCAUAUGUUGCUCUCCAGGGCCAGUGUUCCACCAAUUUAAAUGACAAGAGUAAGAAUCAAAGGAUAAUAAUGAUCAUUUCUAAAUACCUGUAUAGAUAGACCUGCAUGGGCUUUGCUCCCAGUGCGGCAUUUAGCAGGUUGUAGGAGCUAGGAUCAUUUUGACAGCAACUGGGAGCAUUUUGACAGCAAAAUGUACGAACCAUCCUCUUACCAAUUCUGCUGCUAGAGCAAUCCACAAUGGUAUGCAGUAAGCAAGGGUGAUGCACAGAGCAGAGGUACCUGAUGAGGAAAUAGCUGUCAUUGACUAAAACAAACCAGCUAUGGCUAUUAGCUAUGGGUGAGGGCACUCCUUCUCCCAGCUCACUUCCACUGAGGACGGGGUGGAAACUAUGCUUCACCUAUGGUGGUUACCAAAGUGGUUCACCUAUGGUGGUUACGCUUCACCUAUCCAUGUAAUGCUCUGACUCUUACCAGAUCGCAGAUACUACCGUGUCAACCAAAGCACUGAGCUGCUGCUUGAUUAGUCCUGUACCUAGGAAAUGCAAAAGCACCCUAAGGCCAUUGCAGUUUAAUAAAUCAGCAUUGUGCUGGGAAGUGGGCCAAUUUCGGUUGCCUGAGUACCUGCAAUUGUCUUUAUGACAUCGAGUGCAACAUGUAGUGCAUGCAAGAGCAGUAACCAGAAACAUGAGAGUAUUGGGGGUGGGGGGUGAGGAGGUAGCAUACAAAGACUGCAAGUGAUUGUCUUUGGGUCAGGAUGUCCUCUGCUUUUUCAGGACAGGACUUUAUCAUGGAUAUCUUUGCAUUCUUCCUAUUAUCUAGAACCCAAACAUUUUCCCUAAACUUAGUUGCGGGGAGGGGGAAUAGUGCUAUGGAGAAACCACCAGUGAUGUUCUGUUUACAAUGAGAAAGGACCAGUGCUGGGAUUGUGUAUAAGGCCUCGUUUUCUAUUCCUAGCAUAGCCUGGCUAAAACAGCUUCAUGUAACAGAUCAAUAAAGGCUUUUGCUCAAAACCAUGAAAGGUGCUGCCUGCCAGUAUAGGCGGCCCUGGGCUAAAUGAAUCAAUGACAUGAACAUAAAACAUAGACCCUUAUAUUUUGACAGAACAGUGUAAAGUAGAAAUAGCAUCAGUGUAAUGCUUAAAAUUUCCCAACCCCACCCCUCCGGUGUCUUUUUCAUCUUUGUGUGGAUAAACGGGGGAAUAUCAAGGGAGGACCUGUUCACUUCUAAUCAUAUAUCCAGUGUUUACAUAACAGGAAAGAAUUUGGGCAAAAAGCUGUGCAUCUUGACCAAAUUUACUGUGAGCAUCAAUACCUGUACAUCAGCCAAAGCAAAUUUGGUUCUGCCUACCUAAUCAUAUCUCCCUCUUGGGACCUAGAGGAACAUUUUACUGGUGACCUACAUACAUUCUAGUUCUUAGAAUUUCCAGAUAUUGUACAAUAAGUGGACUGGGAUAAUGAUAAAAACUUGCAUGAUGCAAAUUCCUUGUCUUUUUAUAUUGGUCCAUGAAGGUAAAAAGUAUUCAUAUUUAUUGGAACUGUUUAUUUUCAUGUCCUCUUGAAUGUCGCAGGGCAAUUCCGACUGCUGAGGCUGUAUUUUGUUAUUCACCUCCACUGCUCUCCAGGCAAUUUGAACACUGAGAUUUUACAAGUCUCAUUACAGUGCUCUGAAGUAAUGGAAAUACUGAGAAAACAGACCAUAGAUUGAAGAAUCACAAAAAGCAAUCGUAAAACGAAGCAUUAUAUAAGAGUUGCCCAGGCUUCUAAUCUUCACUGUCGAAGGCCUUAUUCCUAGGCAUCAUUAGCGUUAGCUACAGUAAUUACUAAAGAUUAGGCUGGGGCAUAGAUAGAACAGAGCAGAUGGUAGAUGCAGAAUAUGCAGAUGUUGCCUCUUUUAUAGGAGUUUAUAGGAGUGCAAGACUGAAUGUCAUUUUGAGAUUUUAAUAGCAAUUCUAGAUAGUAUAUAUAUGCACUCUGCUUGUCUAUGUCACUGAAACUAAGACAAAGAAUAAAGCUCCUGAAAACUUGGGAAAUUUCUCUUCGUUGGUUGCAGUUAAAAACAUGAACCUCUUUUUUAUAACUACUGUACUUAAAGAGCAGCAACUACCCGUGAUUUUGCCUAGAAUUGUGUGUAUACUUUAGAAGUGGGUCACUACAUCCUCCUAACCUGAAUUUCAAAGUACGACAAUUAGCUAAGCAGUAUGAACAAACAGUAAGGCACAGCAUUCAGAGUUCAGAGGCACAGCAAAUAGAAAAGUUAAGGUGCUAAUCAAGAUUAGAGCUAUGGUGAAAGAGCUGAGUGUUUUUUUGUUUUGCCUUGGUAACUCAUCGUGGUAAUGCUUCUUGCUUACAAAACCAACAAGAGUUUUCCCAUACAUUCAAAUAAAACAGCAGGCCACUGAUAAAACCAAACACACAAUUCCUCCAGGGCUGAUUUUGUUCCAUGUACUGUACAUUCAUUAGACAGGUAGCAACUGUGGGUUCAGCUUCAGAAAUUAUGUAAUAGAUUUCAGUCUGCAGUGCUUUUGAUACCUAAAGUUAAGCUGAAUGGUGAAAUAGUUACAAAUUAUUGCUUUUUCUUACUAGGAAAGCUGUGGCUUGGUCCUGUUACCAGAAUCUUUGAAAUGGACUAGGGUUGCUAGCAUCAAUUAAUUAAAUAUAUAUUUAAAAACACACACACAAAUGAUGACUGGUUGGGGUAGCUAUGGUAAAAGUCAAUAAAUUUGCUAUCUCUUUGAAUGCCUGUUCACAGUGCUGUCACAGUGCUGUCAAAAAUGGUUUUUUCAGCUGUUUUGGAAAGUGGGAACACUUUUGUGGUUGUGGCAAAAGUGUGACUUGCCACAACCAAAUGAAAGCUUUCAAAACCCCUGUUGACCUGGGAUAUUGGAGACCUGGACAUUUGUUAAACCAAUUCAGUCCACCAAAAUCCAUGGAAGAAGCAUGGCUCUUCUAAGCCAAUUCCAAUGAGUUAUCUGCCCACCUAGAACAAUACCUAGAGCAUUUGUUCCCACCCUGCUUUUUGUGGACAGAGAUGCAUCACUUCUCUACAAUUCUCUGCUGAAGAGCAACAUUGGAAUUGGAACACAGCCUAUGCUACCUUUGUAUCAGCUCCAAUUCUAAACUCAUUACUAGUGAGUGAGUCUCAUUGGGCACACUGAGACUUAACCUCUGAGCACACACAAACUUAGGUUUGCACUGUCAGUUUUCUAUCCAAAUUAUGAAGGAAGGCAUGCUGGUGUUUUAAGAUCCAUUGCUGAGGGCAACAGUAUCUUACUCACUGACAAAUCCACUUAAAAAACAAAACAACAUUAGAACUUGAUAGCCCUGUCCCUGUUACACUGGGUAAAUGGAUGAAAAAAAUCUUUGAAGAUUUUAAUCAGAGACUGGGCAUAUGCAAGUGUUGGUACUCAUAUACUCUUCAGGCAUCCCCUCCAUGCAAUGUGGUCCGAAUCAUCAUGAUUACAGGUGUUGCUCAAGCAUAUCCAUGUUAACAGACUGGCACUGAUCCCAAAUGACAGGACAAGCUUUAGUGUUGAGAGAUUAGAUAUUAGGAAUAAGCUUGCACAAUGCCACAUCUAGUUGUUUAAGACAGCACACACACACACACACACACACACACACACACACCCCAUACCUAUUCAACAUUUUUUUCACAUGUUCCAGGCUGGCCCACCCAUGAGGCAAACGGAGGCAGAUGCCUUAGGCAGCACCCCCUGACACUGUGUGCUCCCCCCCCCACUGCUGGAGAAGCAGUGGCAGUGGAGUUGGCCAGAUCUCACUGCUGCUGCCGCGUCUCCUCUGAUGCCACCGCAGUCGCCUCCCAGCAUAGAAGUGAGGAGAAGCCACUACCACCUCUCCUCACUGCUGGAAGCUGACGCAGCCAAAGGGUAAGCCCCGUGACUCCGACUUUGAGGACGCGCAGCAGGGGUGGCAGCUGCCAAAUGAGGUGGCACCUCCCCUUUUUGCUUCAGGUGGCAAAACAGUCUGGGCUGUCCCUGCCACCUUCUAUUAAAGUCCUGGCUAGAAAAUUGUAUGAAAAUACCUUUGACAACAGUGCUCUUUGGAGGAGAGCUAUUACUAGUUGCUUUGCAGAUAAUGUGUUUCAGGACAACUGGCAUUUGCCUGGCUGUUUUUCCCCAGAAAAGCCCAUGGUUUAGUGCUGAUUUGGAGCCAAUGGCAAUUGAGUUUUCCACAAAUUGCUGUUUGUUCCAGUUUAUAGCUGCAGAGUGUGUUUUCCAGGGGGAGGUGGUGGAGCAAAGGCAAAACCGCUUAGACCUAUGUUUAGAAAGCACAGGACAACCAAAAAGCUGUUCGGAACCUUGUUUUCUAGCCACAGGACAAGCAGAAGAGUGGGUAAGUUCUGAGUCUACUAUGCAGCAAAGCACUUAGUUUGGUACUAAAAAUAACAUAAAACACCCUACACUCAGUAUAAAUCAAUAUAUCUAAUAUAGGUGGACAUUUUAAGGGUCUCUUCACUAGAUCAAGCAGUAUCCAGCCCUCACUUUAUUCCCCAUGCUCCCAGUCACCCAUCCAGUUUCAGUUGCUCACUAUAUGCUCCCACAUAACACAUGCUGUGUGCGAGUGCAUGUAUCUGCCUUUCCGAUAACAGAUAGGCUUUCUCUUCUCUCCCAAGUUUCUAAAAAUGUGAAUAGGGAAAAGCACACACAUUAAACUGUCUUUUAAAUGUUCAUAAAAUGGUGGGGGGAAUAUGGGGUGAUAUAAUACAAGGCUCAGUGAGGUUUGUUGUUUUUUUUUGAAGGGUUUUUUGUUUGUUUGUUUGUUUGUUUUUGCAGUAGCGCCAUACAGCAAGAGAGUCCUUUUCUGGUUUUGAAAGUUCUCAGAAUGAUGCAGUCAUGGAGCAGAUGGGGGACAGGGGAGGAAAGGAUUUGUUCCUUUUGAAUUUAGUAAGGCCACUAUGGCAUCCAAAAGAUUUGGAUUCAGCCACAUUUCACAUAAAAGUUACAAUGGAAUUAUCAGCCAGGGGGAGGGCAGCAAACACAUUUUGCCAGGUACCUAAUGCUGUUUCGUUGUUAUACCUGGAGAAAAUGCAAUAUUCUUGCAACAGAAGUGCAACGUUGAAUAAAAUAUGUGGGCUACGAGUUAAAAAAAUAAAUAAAUAUGGGUCUGUUCAUUGCGGAAAAAUGUGAAUCACGAGGAGAGAAAAGAGGCCUUAAUCAAGAGUACAUCAAGAGCACACUUCAAUAGGUGGCAGCUUAGACUUUACCACUGGCUGUCUCAUGCAAUUUAAUUGCCGUUGUCUGGAACUGUGGCAUGUAUGGUAUGAAAGCUUGAACAGGGGUUUCACACUUGUUGAUAAAGGGAUUUAGAUCACUGGUUAUAUCUUGAGGAAACUUCAUGCCUCCAGCUAGAGCAUUGGUGUGAAAGUGACAAACCCCAUUGGAACUUUCUGUUAAAAAGAUGUCAUUUUCACUUUUGAGUGAGCUCAUUCCUAAGUAGAACAUGCUUCUCUUUGGACUGUCUUCCUCACUGAAAGUUCUACCCUGCUCUGAAGGUUCUGAGAAGCCCUCAGAAGAAACAACAGAAAGAGAGAGCUUUUGGGGGGACAGGUGUUCAUCGCAAUCAGGCAAUAGCAGAAAUGACUGAUUUCCCAUUGCCCAAGAACCGCCAGAGAAAGAUGUUGGAACUAAGGAAUCAUGGCCUACAAAACCUCUUACAAAAGAACUGCUUAGAUCCUUUGAUGGCUCAUAAAGCCCACUUGACAUGGAGUUGGUUAAAAUAGUCGCAUAUUUUAUAUUAGAUUGUCCUGUCAUUCCACCACGGGUUUCAGCAUCAUGGACAUUCUCAGAGACACUAUCACUAUUGAAAUGGCCACUAGAGCAAGCUGAGUCAUGCUCCAAGUCUUGUGUGGUUGCAAACAGAGAGUCAAUAGCUAGUAAGUCUUGUUUGUCUUCGUCUUUCAUUGCUUUCUCAAUACUGAUAUCUUCCAACACUAUUUCUGACUCCAGAAGAAGAGGACCAAAUGACAGUGCUUCAGGAUGCUUGAGAAAGAGAUGUUCAAAGGUUUCAGGCUAGAAGACAAGAUACAUUUUAAUGCUCAUUUAUUAAUUAAUGACUUGAAAUGAACAGAAAAGAAAGGUGGGGAAAAGGAAAUACAUUAAACACUUCAAUUUUAUUAUUCUUAAUUUGGCACAACUUUAAAAGCCUGAUGAAUGUAAUGGCAUUCACAUUUCAUGAAGUUGUAUGCUUUAUUUUAAGUAGUGUGCAUAAGCAUUAUAACAAAAGAGAGAUUAGUGCCAGAAAUUUGUAACACAUUUACAUUUAUGAUACCAUUGGAGUUUGAAUAAUACUGAAGGUUCCAUUUCAGGUCAGUCUCUGAUGAGCUUAUGUAACAAAGGGAAACAUAAUUGUUCUGAACCAGAUUUUCAUUCUUGUCAAUGAAGAGAAAGUAUGCAUGCAUUACAUUGGCAGUGCUGAAGCCCUGAGUCUUGCUCCCUAUUUAUGCCUUUGGAGUAGACUGGUAGGAAAAAGUUCCUACCCAUUUCCACUUCGAAGGACUGGGCUAUAGUGCACUUUGGCAGCAAACUGGUUCAUACAACUAGCACAAUGAGCACCCACCCACUUCAGGGAAAAGGGCCUCAAAAUUUGUUAAAGCAAUUGCUCUGAGCCAGUUUUUCAUUCAUGUCAUUUAGGAGGAAUUAUGAGAAUAAUGGGGAGGGCAAAGUUUUGCAGCACUUAAAACCCACAAGUUGACAAGUAAAAUUGGCUGUGGUCAACAAUUACAGUCUCUGCAAAUUAUUAAAGUCCACCCAAAGCCAUCCAGCCUGGGUAAUUAAGGUUCACAAGUUUUAUAGCCUAUAGUAUAUGGAAGAAAUGAUGCGGUCUAUCUGCACCCCUUACUUCUCCAAUCCGGUAGAAAUAAUGAUGGAUAUAUGUGUCAUUGGUACAAGUGUUUAUCAAGAGCAGCCAGUCCUUAUCAACUUCAAGAAUUUAGUCAAGUGCCAUACCUAACAGGCUACUGUAUCCUGAUAUCUGGUCAAGUUGCUUCCUACUCUGACGAGAUGUUUUCUGGUAUCUGUUAAGUCUGCAUGGGGAAUUAUUCUGGCUUCUUGAAAAAUCAAAACCAUUUCCUGCAAAUUUGUAUCCAGUGGUACUAAACCCAUACUCUGAUCAGAUAUUGAUUAAAAUGUAAUGCCAUUUUGCUUCCUUCCUACCUACUAGCUACCCAGGGCUAGUUCUAGAGUCAUGGGAUAAGGCUAUGCAUUCCAGGUGCAUAGCUUCUCCUCUUACCCUGCUCAGGUAGGCAGUUUUUAUAAGCCCAACAGAGAAGAAACUAAAGAAAAGUGGCUUAUAAAUCUAUAUGACUAUCAAAAUACAAAAAAUUGCAGUAGCUAAAAUAGGAGAAGAGAGACUGCUUAUAUAACACAGGGGUCCCUUGGGUGCUAUAGAGAUUUUCUGUACAGAGAGACGUAUGAGGCUCCCACAGAUCACACAGUGAUAGGGCUUGAGUUUACCACUACAGCUUUCUAAUGCAGCUCUCUGAUACUUGACCUACAGGGUCAAAUCAAGGACACAGAUUGCAUAAAUCAAAUAAGCCAUAUGUUAGCAUGAAUGAAUAUGAAUUAGAAUAUGAAUUAAUAUGAGUUAAUAUGAGUUAGAUGUUGUAGGUACUGUUUCCUGGAAAAAAACACCCCACAAUGCUACAAUGAUAAAAUAGUUAAAUGCAGAGUAAAUUGCUUAAGCAUUUGGCUGUUAAAUAUUUGCUCUUGAAUAUAUGCAUCAAAUGGGAGUGCCAGGAAAACAUUUUUACAGCAAUUUAAGCCUGUGAAUAGUAACACAAAGGGAGCAUUCAUAACUUCAGUAGCUGUCAUAUAAAAUUUAGUUUGGAUUCAACUGCAAGAUAACGAGAGAGUGCAAAAUACAGUCACUUAAAGUCCUACAUGCAAUUUAUUUGUAUUCACGAUAUGAAAAAGUGAUCCCACUGACUUCACUGGGGAAACUGUAACUUGGUAGUUUUGAAGGAUUGGAGUGUGGCUGCAAAAAAUAAUGGUUUUUCAAUAUUCUGUAGACAUGAGGUUGUCUGAAACAUUACUCCUACUCAAGAGUAGACCAACUAAGGUUAAUGAAGAUGACUAAUUUAAUUUUUACUGCAUGCCCUUUGUUUAUGUUGCAUUUUUCUUUUGUAGAAAAUCUCAAUUACAUUUUGGUAUUUCUAUGUUACCUUAGGGCAUCCUUUCUGGUGUGGGCAGAAUCUUAUUUCUCUGUCUUCCCUCUCGUCCUGCUCCCUAUCCCCAGCUCCCCAUGCCUAAGUAAUUAAGAAUGGCUGGCUGGUAGGUGUUCAAAUACCUCCUGUCCCCUGCAAUACCCUGGUGUGAUGCCUGUGUUCUCACCUCUGCAGGCAUUUCAAGAGGGGAAAGUAGAAAAAGGCCUCCAUUGAGCCAUAGGUACAAUGCCCUGUACACAAGUCCUAUACUUACACUAGGAAGUAUAGCCCCUUUAGUGUUUCCAAUAAUAAACUUUUUGUUCAAACAUGUUCAAUAUUUUUAGGAGCUUCUUCUAAAACUGAACUUCUACACCAAGUGCACUGAGGUAAACAGAAAUUGGAGGGAGGGCAUGGAAAAUCCUGUUGCUUUCAGAACUCAUCCUCUGUUACAUAUAUUGACAUUGCUUUUUAAAAUGCUAAUACACUAUUGAUAUAGUCAAGUAAAUACAAUAAAGAAAGAAAAAUGAGUUUAAUAGACUAUCUAGAAACUGUAAUAUGCAUAAUCACAGAGGACCCAGUCAGGGAAUUAAGAAGGUUUUAAGAAUUAUGUUCAUUUCAAAGGCAAUUUGGAGAUGUAUACAUCUAUGAAAUGAAAUUAAAGUGGAGUAGAUGUGCAUAGCUAAACAAACAAGUGGGAUUUUCCAUAUAUCUUGUGUGACAUUCAGUACUCUGAUGGACAUGAACAGAAAUCACAUGUACUUCCGUAAUAGUGUUGUCAGGCAUCUCUUGUCUUUAAGAAAAGUCUCUUCAUACAAAGAAGAUCACAGACCCAUAGAAUCUAAUAGCUUCUCAUUAACACAGAGUGCCCUAUUUUGAAGGACUUUGAACUGGAAGUUCAGUUUCUAAGGAAGUUCCUAUUUCAUAUUCCAACUGAUAACCUCAAAGUCAGUCGAAAGUUUAAAAGCCAUAAUGUCAGAGUAAUUGGGUACUUUUCUUACUAAUCAAACUAAGUAGAGAGGGUUUCUUCCUGAAUAAAACUGUUUUAGAUGUGGUUACUUAUUCAUGACAGUCUCUUCUUGCUUCCUGUUCAAUUUAUAGGAAAUAUUAGAGUAACUGGGAGGAGUUCAGGGCUGUGCCUCUACUGACUAUGCUACUCAGCUACAGUGGUACAUCUAGUUACAAACUUAAUUCGUUCCGGAGGUUCAUUCUUAACCUGAAACUGUUCUUAACUAGAGGCGUGCUUUCGCUAAUGGGGCCUCUUGCUGCUGCUUCGCCGCCGGCACAUGAUUUCCAUUCUCAUCGUGGGGCAAAGUUCUCAACUUGAAGUAACUUCCAGGUUAGCAGAGUUUGUAACCUUAAGCAUUUGUAACCUGAGGCAUUUGUAACUCGAGGUACCACUGUACAUACAUAGAGCUCUAUUGACGCCACAGAAUAAUCACGUUCUAGGUGGUCAACACACGCAGCAGCACAUACUGGGAAGUGUCGGUUCAACUAGCAAAGCAUUUUAAAAGACCUUUUAUAAAUAAAUGGAAAUAUGGCAGAAAGAUUGAUCUUUCUAAGGCCAUGGCAUUCUGGACUCCUGUUGCUAUUGUUGUAAACCAAGGAUGGGAAAUAUCAGGCUUAAAUGCAAAAUCAGGUUCCCUUCCCAUUACGCCACCCCUCAUUUAGUCAGCCAUAUACUACUGAUGUUCUCUCUAUGCAUUCAUGUCAGUUAAGGCUGGUUAACAGGAGUCUUGGGGAGUAAAGUGAGAAUAGCAUGGCACACAUUGGUUGCAUUCACACAUUAUGCUCACUUACAGUUGAUUAAGGAACAAGCCAAGCAUCUUCUUGAGCUCAUAUGCUCCUGUGUGGCAGAAGUUUCCAUUUUGCUUCACCAGACGGAUGCCAGCAAACAGCAACAGUUUGCCAUAUCAUUCAGUUAUGGACUUGUCAUCAACGUCAACUAUGGUUAGUUUAAACAAGCCUGCUUCAGAAACUGCAGUUUGAAGUAAGUUUGUUUGUAACUAAACUUAGCCCAUGUUAACCAAAGUUGCUGGUCUGGAUGACAUGACAAACUGCAAUAAACAAAAAGCUGAGCUAAAGGUGUCCAAACUCCUCCUCCCAGCCAAGCAAGAGAAAGAAAGGGACGAGGGUUGCUCUCAAGUGUAGGCUUGUUCCCAUGUUAUUAAAUCAUAAUGUGGCAUGUCCUCCUAACUUCUAUCUUGAUAUGUAUGCUCCCUUUAAACCCAGCAAACCCUUUACCUGGUCUGAAAUAUAGAAAGUGUUCUCAAAAUUGUAUACCAGUAGUGCAAAUUUUGAACAAAAUCAUUUCCAGCACUAUUAUGUAUGAACAAAAUCAGCAGAAUAAUGAAAUGAUAUGUAAGUAAUUCUGUCUUCUGAAUUCAAAUAGAUAAUUCUUCUAACAACUCUGUAUAGGAAGUCUGGGAGCUGUCACAUUGGUUCAGCGGGCAGUGAUCAUGAUUAGACUUCAAAGAAUGUCCAUUCUCUGUUUAAAUGAAAUGAAAUAAAAUUAACAAUAAAGAUGAGAAAAUAAAUAUUUCACUGGGAAUGAAAACUGAAAUAACUUAUAAUGGGGGAAAAACCUAAUAAGCAAGCAUUCUCCUUGAUCAUUAGGAUAUUUCUUGUGCCCAUCUCAAUUUUUAAUAUAACAUUUGUGAUUCCAAGGUAAAAUUAUCUAAUGGUAAACAUUGUCAUUUAAGCUACAACAGCUGCACUAGCAGAGUCCAGUUUACCAAUAAAUGCACCAAAAUCCUAUAGAAAUGUACCCAUUCACUAUGGGAAUGCACCUGCUUUGCAUUCAGAAGGGCCUAGGUUGAAUCUUGGCAUUUCCCAGUAGGAUUUGGAAAGGUUACUGUGAAAACCCUGGAAAGCUCCUACCAGUUAGUAUAAACUAGCCUUCCCCAACCUAGUGCCCUCUAGAUGUUGUUGGACUCCUAUCAUUCCCAACCAUUGCCUAUGCUGGCUGGGGCUGAUGGGAUAUUGAGUUGAACAACAUCUGAAAGGGAACCAAGCUGGGGGAAGUUAGAUACUGAGUGAAAUGGUCUGACUCAUUCUAAGAGCUUCCUAUGCACCAACUGCAUGCAGAAUAUUCUCUUCACAUGGGCUACCUUAUUAUAUUCAAAGGAGAGAGGAGAGCCAUGCACAUAUUUCUGUGAGCAUGAGAGGUUGCUUCUUGUGAUGACGUGAAAGCCUUGAAGGAGAACAGUUUUCCAUACACUAGAGUCUCCAGUUCACAUAAAAGAUCCCUGGAUUAGGGCAUUUUUUUGUUGGAUGUGGACCUGUGGAACCCAUGUAGAACCCAAUUUCAUCAAUUUAAUAGUAGGCAUUGGCUUUCAUUUCCAGAAAGCCCCGUUCAUUCUAGUAUUUAAGUUUGCAUGAGAGUAGCAGGCACAUGAUUAAGUUUCAUUUCUUUAUUCAUGGCCAUUAUUUACAGGGUUGUUAAAAAACUUGAUGAGUAAAUAAAUUAGUUAAAAGCAAAUAAAGCUCACAAAUCACUGAAAUGUAUUUAAGUGGGAAUCCAUACCUUUUGGAAGUUAACUCCCUGUGCCCAAGAGCAAUUCUUGGGGUUUGGAACAUCAUCCCAGAAUAAUUUCUUCAUUCUGAAAUAUGCCGAUAAGAUAUUGAUUUGGCACAGUGAAGGAUAUAAUCACUUUUCACUCUGAAUACGUAUUUCACAAAUAAAGAUUUAUUCUUUUUAGAAGCCAUCUUGAAACCAAUAGCACCUACAGAUGCUUUAAAAAUGUCAACUGAAUUUAAAAAUUACCUAAUUUCAAAAAUUACCUAAUGGCAUAGCCAUUACGGCACACCUGCCAAUGUUCUUGCAAAACACAGAUGUUCCUGUUUCCUUGCUCCUUUCACUCUCCUUCCCAGUAAGCAGCAGUGGCACACUUGCGGGAGCUCAAGUAAGUGCCACUGUUGUCGUCGUCCCCCGCCCCUGCUGUCUGCUACUGGAAAUUGCCUUUCCAGGGAUUAAUCUAUAACACCUUUCAAAUUAUUCAUCUCAAUCUAAACUUGCGAACAGAUUCAAUACAGGAAAGGUUUACCUUUGGUGCAAGAUCAAAAGACCUCCAAGCAGCAAAACGGAGCAUGAAAUAACUAGGGGUAGAAUCACAUAGAAGUUCACAUCAUUCUGUUUUUCACUUCCAGCUGAAAAUAAGACCCAGCAGUUUAAAACAGCUAUCAGUACAGAGAAUAUUUACAAUGUAAUCCUACAGAAUGAACCUUACUCCCAAUUAAGUGACCAUAAGAUUGCAGACUUGGUUGUUUGCAUCAGCUCGUACAGUUGAACUUGAUUUGUUAUUCCAUAAAGUUAAAUGAGACUUGGAUAUAUAAAGUUGUAUCCAAUGUUGUGUGAGUGGCAUUCUGCUCAUGCAAUGGGACUUUCCCUUUCUCUUCUCUUGAAACCAUGCAAUUAAGUAAAAAUAAUGAAAUGCUCAUGUAUGCUUUAAGUAGAGAGAUUGGAAUUGCUUACAGAUCAUUAAGAUUAUUCAUUUAAAAAUUAUUGAAUUUUCCUGGCAUAAUCAAGACUCGAGAUGUGCCAUGCCAUUCCCAACGUAUUAUCUGAUUUUUUUUCUCAUUAAAAGUUAGAGCAAGAAAUCUUGGUCUGAAGGAAAAGUCUACUAAAAAUGCCAGUUGCUCACCUUUGGAGAAUCCAUAUGUCACUGUGGGCUUUGUUACUCCUUCAGGAAUUAUUGGGAACAAACUAAAUUUGUAUUUCUCAAUAAGAAUGAAAUUAUCUGGAACAAAGACAACAUAGCACAUUUUUAAUUUGGGCAUACUAAAACUUCUUAACAAUUCCUAAUCUAUAAAAUCCGUAAAACAGUGUGGGCCUUGCAACGCUGAAAGAUGAGCACCUCUCUUGAUUUCUAUCAUUAGGGUUAAUGUGUUCCUUCAUAUGUUCCUCCCAUCCAGCAAGUCCAUUGUUUAGGCAUAGUGGGAGCAGUUACCCAACAACAUCUGCAGGGCCAUGGGUUCUCCAUCCCUGCUUUACAGCCUUUAGAAAUUAGGAAAGAAUAAGAAGUCACUACACAUAACAAUCCUCUGUAACUGUUCAUCUCACACAGAGACCAUUCAGUUACUGUAUCAGUCUUGUCUUAAGAAGGAUAAUCCACAAUAAAUUUCAAAGAUGAGCUGGGAAACACCAUUUCUAACAGAGCAAAUUGCACUAUAAGAAACCAAGUAUACCAUUUAUCACAGGGAAAGGAAAGGAAACCUGUACGCCAAUGUUAAAUAAAAGGCUAUUGUGGAGACCUUUUGGAAUUUAUGUUAAAUGUACAAUAGUUGCUAGCCUCUACAGUUUUGCAGUAAAUCUUUAUCUAUAAUCAAGUACUGGUGGGAAGAUAUUGAAACACAAGAGAAGCUGUAAUAGAUUUUUAAGUACAAACUCACCCAAAAUGUGGUACUUCCUAACAUUUGAGGGAAUCAUAAUCCAUUUAAUCUGCUCUUCUUCGUUUAAGUUUGUCCAUUCAAUUACAAAAGAUGUAAUUAUAUAAGCCACAGGCGAGAGUGUCCAGGACACAAUGACACAACUGCUGUUCACUGGGUAGGCACUGAGAGACUUCACAAUGUUUACUGACAAAACAGGAAAACAGCAUGUUGGUCAUCAGGUACAUUGUCCCUUACAAAUUAGGAGAGAACUCAUCAGAGAAGAGUGAAGUAUAUUGCAACUGCUGCUUUUAGCCUGCAGGUUAAAAAUUUGGAAAAGCUCACAAGAAAAGAAACCGGAGCACCAUGAAGAUCCUUCUUUUUUAGGCAUGUGGAGGCACAUGAUGAAAGUUGCAUUCCCCACCCCCAACCCAAAUUCCUGCCCAGAUGGCAGGAACCAUGUGGCCUGGCUUUCCCUGCCUCCUAAUUUUCUGCUGGCAGCAGAAACUCAUAUGAUUAAAUAGGUAGAAGAGCAAUAACAUGGCCUUACCACUCAAAUAACUACUUAUCUAAACAUGAACACAUUACAAUAUGAGAAUGGUUUAUUAUAAACUAGAUUACUGAGUUAACAAUACUUGAAGCUAUCAAAAAAAUGUUUUUCUUACCUGUGCUGAUUUGUUGUGAUAGAGUUAAAAUGAAAUUGACUGAGGAAGUUCCAAUUGAGUUGACAGCUAGAACCUUAAUGGCAUGUACAUCCUCUGUCCAUGAAAAUGUGUAGGCAGUAUCAUUUUCUACAUAGUCAGACCAAGUAAUGUUUUCUGAAGUAUUAUGCUCAACCACAUAGUCUAGCACACUGCAUAAGGAAAGAUUCUUCAUCAGUGGCUGUAAGAAAAAUUCAGAUACAUUAGGCAGUUCAAUUGUGGAUUGAGGCUGGUUUGGGCAGAGGUGUAUGUUUUUUUAAGGAGCAAUUGAGGGUUGGUAUCUCAUUUUUAUGUUAGCAAGACUAAAAGCUACAGUUUAUAAUAAUUACCAUGCAUCUGUCCAUAACUGCCUAUAACAGUCCACCUUCGAUUACUUCUAUAUACCAAUAAAUAUAAAUUAAAAUAUUUAACACAGUUUGCCGGGCAAGCAAUGUUGGGUUUAAAAUAAUCAAACUUAGGUUUUAUAGUAUGAAGUGUAGUGUAGCACAAAGAGAAAUAUUUGGGUUUUUAAUUGGUGAAAUAAAUUUUACAUAAGAAACCUGAUUUUAAACAGCCUUUUCCUUUGUGAAUUAAUGCUUGUCAUUCAGAAUCAGACACCUACCAAAUCAUCCUCCUUUCUUCCUAUUUGAUAAGUGAUGUUAACAAAUAUGAGUGACCUGUGAAUUGUUAAGGGAAUGUCUGACAUCCUGGCAGGCUGCGCAGUAAGGGUGCUUGAAAUGCUAUUAACUUAAUUCAAUUUCCCCUUUUGAAUAAUAAUCUAUGAAUAGUUCUUACUUGCCAGGCCCCUGCUAGCUUUGGCCAACAGGGAUUGGACCAUGUCCAAAAACAGAUUCUCUCAUUCUUCAUGAGAAAAUGUUUCUGUUUAUUAAAAAGGUGGCACUUGGAGAUUCAAGAGGCUCUUUUCUUUGUUAGAGAUCUUUUUCCUGUGCCUAAUGGGAAACUUUCUGUCAGCCUAGAGUGGCGGGUCAUCAUCAUGGGAUGAUCUUCAUGGUAAGCUCUGACGUACAAGCCUAAUUAGACAGGCAACAAUCCUAAUUUGGCUUGCAAGGCCAUUUUCUCCAAGCCAUUACCACCUGCCCCACACCAAACAUCAUAUUCUGAUCUGUCACAGAGCUCUAUUGUAAACCUAUGUUUCACUGGUUUUGCUAACAGAAAUUACCAGUGUCUUAGGUCUGGUAUCUUUCAAAGCCAGCCAACACCCACAAUAUAUAUCAUGAACAUCGCACAAAAAAACAAACCUGAAAUAGAUUUCAAAUAUCUCAUUUACCCUCCUCCAUUGAUUUACCUUCCAAAAAAGAGUAACAUUUUUCUGGUUCCUUAUUGAAUCUUCAUUAAUGGUUCUCCAGAAUUCAGGUCCUCUCAAGGGAGCUGAGGGGGGGGAAAUACAGUAAGAAGCAAACAACAGCCUAUCUGGUUAUAAAUCUAGUAAAAAACAAAAAAUACCAACCCCAACAAACUGAAAGCAUACAGGUAAGACGCUGACUGACCUUUGAUAUCCUUAACAACUGUAUAGGCGGGUCUGCUCCAAUUACUCCAGUAGCCCACUCCAUCAAUCACACUGCAGCGCACCUGAACAACGUAUACUGCGCAGGGAUCCUGCACCUUUGUGCUGGCAGAGCUAACUAAUGGAUCAGAAACCUCAUGCACCUGCAACAAAAAAGGAUGCUUAAACUAGUAACAAACAAAAUCAUUUCUGAGUGACAGGCCGAGAUCUUCAUCCAAUUUGUAGGGGCCAAAGCACUCCCCAGUGCAUUUUUCAUUGUGCAAGUCACACAUAAGCUGACCUGAAGAACAGUUCUCCCUGGACACUGUCACAAAUUGUCACCUGUAAAAUGUGCCCAAAUUUCAGCCAGUUACCACUUUCCAUUUUCCUUCUGCAAAAAAUAAAAUAAAACCAACCCUGCACCAGAAAUGCAAUGAAUUUUGUCUUUUGUGUGUGUUUACUAAGCCAGCCAAUGUUAACAGAUUGGUGUAGUAAAACAUCCCAUCAUUUUUUCAUAGACAAAUAGGCAGAAGAAGGUCAAGAAAGGUCAUGAAGUUUAUGGGGUGUCAACAGAUUGGCACAAACCAUAUUUGUCUAACCAAGGGCAAAUUUCUAGCAGGAGUUAGAAAAACACCCCACAAAACUAUUAGCACUGGUUCUCAGUUGUAAUAAAGUUGUGGGUUUUUUUAAAGAAAGAUUACAAUAUUUUCAUUACAUUUUACUUUAAAAUAUAGUUUUAUGUUUGUAAUUGUUCAUAAUUGAAAAUAACCCAUCAUAUAGUGGAAAUCUCAUUGGCGUGAAAAAUACACCCCAAUUUCCCCCUCCCUCACACACAAUGGAUGAAAGUUAAUCUACUGAAGAUAGGCAUGUCACAAAUGUUUAUUUUGCUAGACAAACCAAAUGCUGGAAUCCACACAUUUUUACAAACUAGCAGCAAAACGCCAUUGCACCCUUGCAUCUCAUGAUGCACAGGCUAAUUUAGAUUAAGUCUGGCCAGUAGGAAGUAAUAUAAAUAGAAUAGAAUGUAAACUGUUUUUAUAUGCAACGACGGCAGCAAGAAUAUUAUUGGCACAAAAAUGGAAGCAAGAAGAAUUACCGACGAAAGAAGAAUGGAGGAUGAAAUUAAUGGACUAUGCAGAAUUAGACAAACUAACAGGAAGGAUUCGAAAUCUGUGGGACCAGAAAUUCACAGAAUACUGGUGUAAAUUUACAGACUAUUUGAAAAGUAAUAGUGAUGAUCAAACUACGUUUGUAGGUUUGCAAGAAGUUUUUUGAGGUGAAUUAUUGGAAUUAUUGCAAAAAUGGAUAAAGGGGAGGAUGAUUAGUUAAGAUAAUUGAAGGCAAUAAUGAAUUUAAGAGAUGCAUAAGAAGUGGUCAAAACGGGGAAUCAUCAGAGGUGCUGAUGGGAGUCCAUAAAAAGACUGUACAAGUGGUGAAGUUUUAUGGUAUGUAUUAUAAUUCAUAUGUUAAAAUUAAUAAAAAAUAUUAUAUAUAUAUAAAAAGAUUAAGUGUGGCCAUACCUCCCAGUCAAUUUCUGUUCCGUUGACAGCAUACCGAAUCUGAAAUUGGAGAUCAUUCUUUGGAAGUUCUGGGUUUUUCCAGCUCACAUUCAGCAGUCCUGCUUCCCCUGUAAUUUCUGCUUUGACACUGGAGGGAGAAAACGGCUUCACUAGAAAGUUAAACAAAAUAAAUUUGACUGGUUUAUGAGGUCUCUAAUAGAAUCCUAUAAAGCUGUGUGUCAGUUCUUCCUUACCAUACUGGCAUUAGAGCAAUGUAUUUUUUUUUAAUAUUCAUUAUAGCUGUAUCCUGUCUUCUUAACAAUUCAUUUAUUACAUUUUGUUAAAAAUAUUUAUAGCUUGACCAUCAUCUAUACACUGGGUACCCAAAAUGGUGCCCUACAAGUGUUGUUGGACUCCAGCUCUCAUCAUCCUUAGGCGGCAAGGCCUGUGAUCAGGGAUGGUGUCAGUGUGGUCCAUAAACAUCUGAAGGACACCAUGUUGGCUCAUUCUGAUGCCAGCUUGCUAUACAGGGACAUGGAACAAAGUGGGACAGGCCAAAAUUAUGCAGCAAAGCAAAUAACAUAGAAAGAAACAGGGACAGCCAAAUCAGCAGAGUACUUCAACAAUCACAAGUAUAAGACAUUAAGAUGCCUGGGUAGAUAGAUAACUAGGAGCCAGAAUUAGUGCAACACUGGCACCAGUUAUGCUUCUAUGAGGAGAACAUUCCGCAGCUGUGGUGCCAUCACAAAAGAGAGGCUGUCUUCCUCACCACAACAUUAAUAACUUGCACCGGCAAUGGAACAUAGAAAAGAGCCUCCUCUGAAGAUCUUAAGAGAGCCUGAUGUAGCGAUGGCUGAUGUAUGAGGAGAGGCACUCCUUCAUGCAAGAACUGUUUUGUAUGUACUUCAGUAAUUUUGAUAUGUUCUUCAAUACCAGUUUUAAAAAAGCAAGCACAAGGAUGGCCGCGGUGUGUGUGUGUGUGUGUGUGUGUGUGUGUGAGAGAGAGAGAGAGAGAGAGAGAGAGAAAUACAACGGGACUAAACUAUGGUUUCAAGGGCUAAAAUAUACUGUGUGGCAUUCAACUAAGUUUUACACAGAACAGAUCCAUUGAAACUAAUGGACAUAACUAAGUUAGGCCCAUUAAUUUCAGUGGGUCUCCUCUCAAUAAAACAAUCUCAAUAAAACAAUCUCAAUCUCAAUAAAACAAUCCACUGAAGCAGAACUCUAAAAUGUAAAAACACAGGGAGAAUAAAAAGGUCUUCAUUUGGUAUCAAAAAUAUCUUAAUAUAGGUAGCAAGUGAGCCUCACUGUGGAGGGCAUAUUCCAUAACUAGGGUGGUACCACCCCAGUUUAAAGCCAUGAACACUUCAUAGUUACUAACAGCUUUUCUUUUCAAAAUGUUCAUAAUUCUUUAUAUUCUAUUCCACAUGCCAUCUGAAAUGUUGGGUAUGAUACUAAGCAUAUCAUCACCAAGGAGCUGAGAAUACAUAUGAACUGGGUGUAGUUUGGGGAUAUAUGGUACUCCCUAUGAAUGUAUAUAUUCAGUUGGAGACAAGUUAUAACAGGGGAAAAGUAACAAGGAAGCGAUGGAAAAUGGAAAAGGAGAUGAGGAAUAUUGAAAAUUAAAGCCAUUGUUGGAAAUAGCUUGUUAUUGCAUGCCGUGGUAGUUCAUACACUUAAUUUUCUUUCAGUUUUAAUAAAACCAGCUGUCACUGGCUACCACACAAGCUCACCAUCAUUGACUUGAUAAUUUAAAUACCAUAAGAAAAACAAAUGCUUAGAGAAGAGACCAUAGUGUGUAUGUAUGGGGUGGGGGAGAUAAGGAACUGGAGGGGGAGGCACAAAGGCACUUAUGCGAGAAGGAAGCAUAUUAUAGCUCUGUAAUUUACAGUUUUCAAAUGAAAGUCUGAAUUACUGUGGGGUAGCUGGGAUUUUCCGUAUUAUAUGCAUCUUGAAAGUGUGGCUAGGGCCCAAAAUCCCCCCUUCUCUUAAAAGCUAUUGGUAUACUACAAAAGUGAAAAGCUACUUUACAAACUACUUUUCCUUGACAACAUCGUUUGAAAGAAACCCCUAAUGAAUUGGAUAGCAUGCCCAAGUCCCUUGAGAAAGGCAAUAUACUGCAACCUGUGGGUACAAAAGCACCAGGGGGAAUGGCCAUAGCUCAGUGGUAGGUAGAGUCAUCUACCCCUCAUGCAGAAGAUCCUAGGCAGGCCCAGAUUUAAGCAACUGGAGGCCCUGGGCUAGGAGACCUUGGGAGGCCCAAACUUAUCAAUGAUCCAUUCUCAGAAAUUUUUUUCACUUACCUACUUCUUUUGGAAGGAUACACACUGGUGGUGAUGUCACUGUCCCCAGUGAGUGCUUAAUCUCUAUCCACAUUGUGUAUCCAGACAGAAGAUAAAAAGGCUGAAAGAUGCACUCGUAAGAAUUAUCCCUCUGUGAAGAGCAUUCUUUUACCUCCGAAUCAGAAGGCAUACUUGGAGACUCUGUACAAUACACAUCACUCCUUAAAAAGACAUGAAAACAUUGUUUUCAGUUUAGCUAUGAGAUUAUAUGCAUCUGGGGAUUAACAAUGCAAAACUGUCAUUCGUAUAUGCUGUAAAAAAAACCUAAUACAGAUGAGAAAGCCCUCAAACACCAUGUUUUUUACCCAUCAAUUUAACAAUAAUUGUUUUUCAGAAUUUCUCUCUGCCUACUCAGCUGAAAUGGACUAAAUAUCUCUUUCAGAAUCAGUCAUUUAAAAAUGGUUCCCAAAACCAAAACAAUCCCUGUGAACACUGAAAAGGGAAUAACAACUCAUACAUAUAAUUAUUCUUUGCUGUUAUAUUACCUUUUUCACCAACAUAUUUUUGUUUAUGAAAGGUAUCAUGGUGCUAGAUUUGCAAAACAGAAGUCGGGCUUAUCCAAGGGAAAUUCUUGUGAUAUUUUGAAUGCAAAAUAGAUGAAGCAAGUGAAGGUUUAUAUCUCCCCACUGGCUACCUAUAACCACUUUCCAUGGCGGGGGGCGGGGGGAUGUUACAGCCUUCCAGGUCAGUGAAUGGAACCUCAAAAAGGUAAUGAGCUUAUACUGACAUUGCUGUGGGUUAUUCUUUGCAUUGAAAUGGCACCCUCAUAUUAACUUGCUUCAAGGCUUGGGCCUAGACUGAAGCCAUUGCUAUCCCCACCAUGUUCUUUUACCUGUUCUCUGCAUCACUGCCUUGUCCCACACUGCCUGAAGCCAGUGGUGCAUUUAGGUAAUUUUAAUCUCCAGGUUUAAUACUCUUACAGGGAUCCCCUCUUCCGAUGGUAAUGUGUAUUAAUUCACUUUGAACUGCCUCAUAGGGAUUAUGGGAACUGUAGUCCAACAACAUCUGGUGGGUACCACAUUGACUAUCCCUUUGGUAAGUCUAUUUGGAUCUCAGUACCUCUCAUUUUAGAAAUUAAGCACUAUUGAGCUGUAGUCUAAGGAACUAACAAACAAAACAUUCAACCUGAGCAGGGCAAAUUUUGCAGGAACACAUCAGUUUGCAACCUUGGUCAUUGUACUUUAGGCUAAGCAAGGCUGCUCUCCAUUUCCAUUUUAGGUCAUGGCUACUCAAACAAUCAUUAAAAAAGGUUCUUAAUGUACCUAUUACAAGAUAGAUGUAAAUGCACAGACCUUGUGACAGAUCCAUAUCCGUCUCGCAAGCAGACACCUGUACAAACGUUCCCUACAUUAAUGUUUUACAUCACAGAUGUGAUUUGCCCCACUUGACCAAGCCAAGAGUUUGACGUCUUUCUGAAAUUAAGAUGUGCCCAGCUCCUAUUCAGUUUCACAUUAGUCAUUCAACAAUGGGCAAUGUAUUGGCAAUUUCACUAGAAAAAGAGCAUGCCUUGCAGCUUGUUUAAGUCACUGGGAACCCUGCCACACAAAAAAUAAUAAUAAUAACUGGCUCUAAUGUACAUCUUGUUGGGAAUAUGAAUGAAUUAUUCUAAUACUGGCCUAAGAGCGUGUUGGAAAGCAGGGGUGGGUAAUCUGGGGCCUUCCAGAUGUUGUUGGACUUCAGUUCCCAUCAGCUGAGCCAGCAUGGUCAAUGGUCAGAAAUGAUGGGAGCUGUAACCCAUGAAUACUUGGGGGAUCCCAGGUUCCCCAUUCCUGCUAUAAAGAAUCAAAACUACCAAUUCUAUCUGGAAUCUCUCAAGGUAGAUGGAUAGCUCAAAAUACAGAUUCUUGAGUAAUUUUUAUAAAACAUGAAUCAGCUAUACUAUUCUCUUUGUACACUUUUUUGCAGGCUGUGGAAACUGGGGAAGAGACAAGUUUCUUAAUUUCCUUCUCGCUCAUUAGUAGCAUAUUUUCAUUUGUGUGUGCACUCAUGAACAAAAAUUAUUCAGGGCUAUAUGUUACCCUCAAUUUUUAAAUAAAACUUGUAUUUAUUUUUAUAAAGCAUUUCUCGCACACAGAAUACUUCACAAUCCUUUGUCUUAUUCUUCUUCACAAUUACUGUGAAGUAGGUAAAUAAUAAUUUCAUUUUGAAGGUGGGGAACUAAGGUUCUGAGAGAGCCUACCCAGAGAUCCCACAGCCAAGCAGCUUUGAGCCAAAUCUAAUACUCCUUUCCCUGGCAGGAAACCUCAGAAUUGACAUGUUACUACUGCUGCUGCUGCUGCUACUAAUUUGUACUCUGCCCAUCUGGCUGGGUUGCCCCAACCACUCUGGCUGGCUUCUAGCAUAUAUAAAACACAGUAAAACAUUAAACCUUAAAAAGCUUCCCUAUACAGGGCUGCCUUCAGAUGUUUCCUAAAUGUUAUAUAAUUACUCAUUUACUUAACAUCUGAGGGCAUUCCACGAGGUGGGUGCCACCACCGAGAAGGCCCCCUGCCUGGCUCCCUGUAGCUUCACUUCUUGCAGUGUGGGAACCGCCAGAAGGCUGUCAGUGCCAGAUAUCUGUGUCUGGGCUGAAUGACAUAUGUAUCCCUUCAAUUCUAGGAAAUGCUCAGAUCUGGGUCUGCAACUGCAGAAUAAACUUGAGAGUGAGUUAGGCUGAGAGGCUUUACCAGAUUUCCCAUAAGAAGGGAUUUGAACGGGUUUUCUCACAUAUGAGCCCAAUACUCUAAGUACUGCACCACACUGGUUCAUUUGACAAAUUCUCAGCUCAUAACAAAUGGUAACAGUAUGCUAAUUGCAGUGGAUCUUUGUGAAAUGUUAGCAACCUGGUGUUAUAGCUUCAUUAAAUCAAGUCCAACAGUGUUGCCUCUCACAUGCUUCCCAAGCACAGUAUGUGUUUUUGGGGUGGAACACCACUGUAAUUUGAGAAAUGCCCGGUGAAUGAAUGACUAGGAUAUACAGUGGAACCUCUACUUAUGGACGUAAUCAGUUCCAGAAGUCCAUCCGUAAGUCAAUCCGGUUGGUGGUAGAAGUACCAUUGUGCACAGGCGCAUUUGGCGGCAGCACACUUCUGCGCAUGGGCAAAUUGCGGCAAACCAAGUAUUUCCGAGUUUGCCACAGUCGCAACUUGGAUCAGGCCCAAGUAGAGGCGGUCAUAAGUAGAGGUUCUACUAUAAAGACACAUUUGGCCUGCAUUUUGACAGUACACUUAGAAGUAGGAAUGUAAGCACUGCCAUGUUUGUAUUUUGAUAGGCAAGUUUACCUGGCAGCUUCCCAGCUCACUAUGCCAUAGAUUGUCACUGCUAAACGCCAUGCUUUGUCUCCAAAUGUACCACCGUUAAAAACAUAUUGACUCAUAAGCAGGCAUCCAAAGCACUGCAAAUGGUUUUCUGCGUCUUCUAGUGGCAUUACUUUGCUGUUUUCAAAAGGUCAGAGGCUAUUCCAGAGCAGCACACCAAGAGACAUGAGAGAAUGGAGUUGUGGGGUGGGGUGAGGAAUCUUCCCCACCACCCCCAGUGCAAGGUGAAGUGCUUUGCACAUGCACAUAGACAUCUCUGGAUAUGAUUGUCCCCCAACAAGCUCCAUAUUGGUCUUUGAUAUUAUAAAAGCACAGUUCCUUAGCAUACACCCAGUGAAGCUGAGUAGCUGUCUAGACCUUGCACUUCGUCUUACACUCACAUGGCUCUGUUUUGCCUCUCAGUAUAGUCAUAGCUUAUUCAAAAACAAAACAAAACACUUGUGAGCUCCUGUUUACUCACUCCACUUUGGCAGCAAGUAUAUGUGCUCCCUUAGAAUGACCCAGCUCAUGCUUUGAUAAACAUUAGUCUAUUUCAUACUGCUUGCCUCUGGUUAGAAAUAUGUCCAUUGUGCCCUGCAAGUGUUUUCAACCCACCUAGCAGGUUCACCCACUUCUGAUCAAAUAUGAAUUAGCAAUCCAAAUGACUGUGGCCACAAUUCCAACUAAGACUUCAUAGCAAACCUAUGUUCAGUGGCACACAGCAGACAUAACCAAGUACUGAGCUAGUGUAAAAGGGGAGUUGGCACUCAGUGAUAUAAAAUGUCCAACUGGGAACAUAAUAGGUAAGUUCAUAUGGGUCUCUGGAAUCCUUCUGCAAACAUCUGCUUUGAAUGUUACAUUUAAAAAAUAGAUAAAAAGAAACUAUGGUUUAAUGUGCAUAUUACUGAAAAGUUAUCUGGCCCUGUUGCUGACAUGAAACAAUGCAAGCUUUGGCUUGCUGGGACAUUUGAACCUGAACUUGUGGUUGGUUGGUUUGUCAUAACAUAGCAAGGUGAAGGUCUACCAGGCUUGCGUUUUGAGCGUACUGCUUUAUGGAAAUGGGUCGUGGGCAACUUACACCCACCAGGAGCAAUGCCACAAUGCCUUCCAUAUCUUUGUGUCAGGAAGAUUUUGGGCAUCACAUGGCAGAAUAGAGUCUUAAACAAAUGUGUGCUCUCCUAAGACCUCCUUUCCAGCAUGUUCUAAGUGACAUCUACUGUGGCUUGGUCAUGUCCACAGAAUGGAAGAUGGCAGGAUCCCCAAGGGAGAGCAGCUAACUUCCACAUUAGGGCUGUUAGCAGACCAACUCUGCAUUACAAAGAUGCCUGCAAACAUGACAUGAAGGCUGGCAACAUUAACCUCGCCAUACGGGAAUCCCUUGCAGACUAUUGCAGUCUGGAGACAGACAGGUUGUAUAUUCACAACAGUGACCAGAGGAGGAAUGACUUUUGGAAGAAACACAGAGAGAAGAAAUGCCAUGUUGAACCUGUAGCAGCAAAACUAGAUAUCUUCAUCUACACACCUACAAUACAACAUGUCUCUUCUGUAUUGAUCUUCACAGCCACAAACGCUGAAACUCUCCAACAAUUCUACUUUACCCCUGAAGGUGUACUUUUCCAUUAUCUUCCAAGACAGAUGAACGUCAACAACUACAUAAACAAAAUUUGUUCUUGGGUGAAACAAACCAUGAGCCCAGGUUCAGUUCUCAUUAUAAGCUACACUCUGGCUUGUUUCCUGGAGCAGCAGGAGGGAGGAGUGCAGUGAGACCGUCUGACCAAGUGUACUAUCCUGGUGCUCAUUCACAUUAAACCAUAGUUAAAAACAAACUAUGGUUUAAUGUGAUGGGUGAGCUGGGCCACCGGUUCUUAACCUUUAACCCACUACCAACCAAGUAUGCACAGGCAUAAGUAGCACUGUGGUUAGUAAAAGGAGAAAUAUGCAUGGUGGUUAUUGUAUUCAACCCGGAGGAAUGGAACUAGGGAGUUGCUUUGACAGAAGCACUAUGGGUGAGUCUUAAAUUGGCUGAUUGGUUGUUGUUUUUUUAAAGUACUGAAAGUAUAUUCUAUAUUAUUAGAAUGACCAGACAUACCUGUGGCACAUAAACCUUUCAAGCAGGCAGCCAGAAAGGAAAUUGCUUAUUUAAUUGGCCCCUCAGUGGCAUAUUUAGCUGUAUUUUCCCUCUUAAUGUCAGACAAACAAAUGCAGAUUAAAUCAGUACAAUUCUCUCUGAAGAUUUAGCACAGGAUUUUUUUUAUUUUUUUUAUGAAAAGUAUAUUUCAACUACCAGCAUCAAGGGAAGAAUAAACAUCAACUCAUGACUGACCUCCGGUUGGAAAAGCAUUGCAGAAUUUCACCUGCAAAAUUUCAAUCAGUGUAAAGAUCAAGGGAUUUGCUUUGUUUGCUACACAUUGUCUCUAUCUGAACUAUGUGCAGUGUUGCAGUGAUACAAGAUUAUGGUGAUUUAGAAACUAUGGGCCAGUUCAGACAUAAUUCUGGCAUGGCUUCACAUUACCUAAGCAUGCAUGGAUUAAUCUUAGGCACAUAGGAACAUAUGAAGCUGCUUUAUACUAAAUUGUACCAUUGGUGCAACUAGUUCAGUAUUGUCUACACCAGCCUAAGUGCUACCAGAGAGAUAUGCUCUACUCCCCUUCUAUCCUGCCAUGGCUGUGAGAUCAGUCUUAAACUAACCACAGCUCCAUGUUAUGUCUGGACUUGGAUGACUGUUGUUAGUUGAUACAAUGGUUAGUGAAGAAGCCAGAAUGAUACACCAUGGCUUGAUUCUAGCUUGUUUGAACUAAGCAUCGUUUAAAGUUGUUCUCAUUGGUGAAAUUGAUGCAUGAGAUAAAAACAGUGGCCCAGAUUUGACAGAACACUAGAACUAUGACUUAGAGACAACUACUUACACAUCUCCUGUAGAGAAUUCCAGAGGUGACAUGCUACUUAGAGAAGGCCCAACAACUUGUUACUUAUAACUGUGCUUCCUGAAAAAAGGAGAUAAUAAACCAGGCCCCCUCAAGGCACAAUAGGGAGUAUAUGUGUGGAAGUGUUCCUUCAACACUGGUCAUUUUGGAUUUUUAAACUGGACACCAUCUGUUUUGAACUGAUCCCCAAAACAAUAUCAGUAACCACUUUAGCUUCUAAAGAAUAGAUGUUAUUCAAGACCUUCUGUCAGACAUUUUCAGGAGUCUAGCUGAUGCAAUCUUGACAAUGAAAAUUGUCAGUUACUCACUCUUCAGAAAACAAUGGCUUAAGUCCUACUAUAAGCAAUGGAAGGAGUGAGUAGCAACUACCGGUAAUUUAUGUCUCAUUUUAAUAGGACUUAGCAAUAAUUUUAGCUGGAUUAAAUCCUUUUACUGACCCCUGAACACAGAGUCAGUAAUGUCCUAUCAGGGAGCUGAUCACUUGAUGCAAGUGAUAAUGGAGCAUGGGAAUGCCUGGAUUUAGUCCCCUCCUCCAAGCAAAGUCUGAUGUGAUAGAGCCAAAGAGCCAAUAAUAUCUUCACAAUGAGUAAGCGUGCUCAGCAGUAUCAGGAAUGAAGUCUCUAGUGAACAGGGCUGCCAUACGUCCAGAUUUUCUAUGAUAUUAGCGGUCAAUUCCUUAAAAAAGCUCAACAACUUUUGGGGUGUCCUGGUUUUUACUUUUUGAAAUAUGGCAACCCUACUAGUGAAUCUCAAACCUGGGACCUCAGUAUAUGAGAUAAACAUUUAGCCUAAACAUUGCCAUUAAGAUCACACCAGACUGGAAACAGGGGAAAGACUUAUAAAAAAAUAAUUCCCAAACUAAGCUUCCUGAUUAUAAGACUUUCCACCUCGGGCUUUCCUCUUUGGUCUAGCAAAAGUCCUAGGCUCAACUGCAUUUAUUUGCUUCAUGCUUUGAUCCACCACCAUUUCCAAUGUGGCACCUUUUCACAAAACAUCAGAUUAAAAUGAACAUGUACCUGUAGUAUCUCAACAGCAAAGUGCUCUCCAAAAGCAGUGGGUAUGCGUUGGUGGACCAUCUGCAAGUCAUUUUUUGCAAGUUGCCAUAUGUUUCACAUGUGAUGCUGAUAUUAACAUCUAUUUGAAAGACAGACUUAAUCAACAGAAAAUCUAAGAAAAAAUGGAUUUACCAACAUUAAUUUAAAAAUAAGCAGGAAUCUUACCUAUUAUAUAUAAUUCAGCAUAACGGUGAUUACAUUCCUUGUUUUCAUUACAACAGUAUAAGGCAUUAAAGAGGAAAUUCCCUCCAGGCUUCAUAGCAUUUAAGUUGACAAGCGUUACUUUGCCAAUGUAGUCAUUCACAAGUGUGUACUGAUGCCUAGGGAUUUCUUUUGCUAAAUUUAACCACCAGGCUAUCUUCUCCGAUGAGAUUACUUUAUCUUUGGUUUUGUAAAUACAAUAAAAGGAAACAUUUGUUCCAACACUUGCCAGCAUUUUUGAAGGGAAAUACAUGACUUCUGUUACAAGAAACAAAGUGGAAAAAAGACAAUAGAGACAAACAUUAUAAAUUGGAAGAAAACAAUCACAUACCAAAAUGUAUGCAGUGCAGUAAACUUUCAAAAUAUAUAUAAUGAGUGCUAAUGAUAAUUUACAAUAGAAAACAAUGAAUAUCCCUUUUCUUCUUAAUUGUAGUGUUUAAGAUUACUUACCCAACCUGACACAUGUGUUUUAGUCUGUUUUUAGCUUAUUGUUGAUUUUCAUUUGUUUUUGAAAUGAAAUUUGUUGUUGUCAAAUCAUCUUUCUUUAACUGUCUUUUAUUGAUAAUUUCAGUGUUUUAUUUUGUAGACCACUUCAAGGUUUUAUUACAAUCAAGUUGUAUAUAAAUUUUGUUAAAGAAAUGAAUAUAUAUAUAUAUAUAGUGAUUUUUUUCUGGGAGGAUGCAGGGGGAUGCAUACCCUAAACAUUUUGUGACUCUUUGUACUUUUGUCCAUUUACUGUAUUUACUUUUCCCGAUUUGAACUAUAAAAUAGUGAUUUUCUUGAGUCAAAAUGAGAGUACUUCCUCAACAUUUUUUAUAGAAAAGAACACUGUAUGUGUGUGUAAAAUUUUUAGCUACAGGUGGAAGGUUCAGUCAAUUUAAGUAUUCAGUGAAAGCAUACAUAAGAUACAGAGAACAGCAAACAAGAAAUGGCAUGCACAUGUACUGGAAAAGGAGUCAUACAUUGAAAAAAGGGCUCAGAGUUUUUCUGUAUUGUAUACCACUCUAUGAAGGAGAAACCAUUUUGUCAGUUUAAGAGGACCGGUGUGGUGUAGCGGCGAGGGUGUCAGACUAGGACCUAGGAAACCUGGGUUUAAAUUCCCACUCUGCCAUGAAGCUCACUCGGUGACCAUAGGCUAUUCACUCACUCUCAACCUAAUGUACCUCACAGGGUUGUUAUAAAAUGGGAAGGCAGGGAACUAUGUACACCACUUUGAGAUCCUUGGGGGAAAGUUGGGGUGUACAUGAAAUAGAUAAAUAGAUAGAUAGAUAGAUAGAUAGAUAGAUAGAUAGAUGAUAGAUAGAUGAUAGAUAGAUAGAUAGAUAGAUAGAUAGAUAGAUAGAUAGAUAGAUAAGGUUUUAGCAACUCAGUGCCGCUUUGGUGCCCACAGCUAUGCACAUACUAUUCUUCAAGAGGACUCCAAAACAAACACACAAACACAGUGCAGAUACAGAACAUCAUAAUACAAGCGAUCACUAUAAGUGAUCAUAGUAUGGAAACAUUUAUGUCAAAUGUCCAUAUGCUCCAAGCUCAGAUUCUAGUACUCCCAGGUUAGGGUGCAUGUCACACCAAAAAACAGUUAAAUAAUUGUAUUGAGGCACAGUUGUCCCUAGUGUCCUAAUCAGGGUUUAUUUUUUGGAACUUAGUCCUGGCACUUCCCAGGUGGGUGCCAUUGCCAUUCUAAGCGAAUGAUGGAGGUUUCAUGGUGAGUUCUGGCACCUCUUCUUGUGGAAAAAUAGCACUGGUCUUAAUCCUUUGGUGGGUGACAAAACACAGCCAGAGUAACCCAAUUUGAUCACUAAUUGGCAAAAUACUACAAUGAAGUGUUUCACUAUAAAGGGUUGGCUUGCUGACUCCUGCAUAGUAACUCUUUAAUGAAAGAAUAAAUUUCCAGUGCAGUUCAGUUCAGAGGGAGUUCCCACAAACCAGGCACUGCAAUAUACAGCAUUACCAAUUUACACUAAGUACAGCCUUCAGUGUUAAAUAUAAGUCUGAACAUAAUUCUAAUUAAAUACAUAAAUAUAUAAUUGUUUAGUUCCAGCAUUUUGUACUUCUGGUGUUAAUGCACUGAGGUGAAUACAAAACAGCUUCUUUGUUGCCACAACUUCAUUAAUGGGUUAAUUCUUUUUCUAUUGGUUUAACACUAGAAUUAGCCAUUGAGAGAAUAGCCCUAUCUGAGUUCCCUGCAGGGAAGAUAUUACCCUUCCUAAGGUUCUCGUCAUGCUCAUCACAACAUGGUAUGUGACCAGUAAAGCACAUGUUUGCUGAAUAUUAAUAUUUCAUCUUAUGCAUUAGAGACUUAUAAUCCUUUACUACAUUGUUUCCCAUGCAUUCUGUGUGCAUUGCCAGAAACUGAGUCUUACAAUAUACUGGCAAAUGGGAUGGAGUCCGGAAAGCCAAUUGCGAGAGGCAGACAAAGGAGUGGGUCCAGGACUAUUUUUCCUUGACUGCACAUCCAAACUGAACAUACCCUUGAGACCUUGUAAAGAAACUGAAAAAUGCUUUCCUAUACACAAGCACAGGAAUUGUGUUUUCUCCUUCCUCACACCUGAACCUGAUGCCAGAACUAAAGCAUGAAAAAAUUACAGCCCAUCCUUCCAUCACCCUAAAAGUUUUUCUUUCCUUAGAAAAUGGGAAGGAGACACGUCUUUCAGACACACCAUGCACACUGAUGCCUGUCAGUGGGGUUGGCCCACUCACCGGUGGAGAAGUUAAGCACUUUCUGUUUCCAUAAAAAAGGUGUUCUCCAAGUGCUUUCCCCCCACCAUAAUAAUGGAUGGCUAUUUGCUCAUAGAGGGAAAAGUAAAAUUGGCCUCCUUCUUUCCUAUGCCCUUUUAAAAUGGGGGGGUCUUUUGGGGGGUUAUUGGGUUGUUAUUGUUUUUAUUUUAAUUAUGGAUUUUGUGGUUUUGUAUUUUUAUUUUAUUCUGUAGACUGCUCUGAGACCAGUGGAUAUAGGGGAGUAUAUAAAUUCAAUAAAUAAUAAUAAUAAUAGGGCAGUAUAUGACUCGAGUUCCACCUGACAUGGCAGCUUCCUCAUAGCAUGGAUGCGAUUAGUGGCUUCACUGAUCUAAGGUAUCUCUUGCAUUAACCUCAUCGCUCCUUUCCUGGCAAGAGGACGUGUUAGGAGCUAGCAUUCCCUGAGGAUCCAUCUGCUUCACAAUUCUGGAAAGCGGGGCUUUUACGCCGUCUCCUGUUCAGCAUCUGUCGGGUGUUAUUCCAAGUUCCCCGCAAACAGACAUGCUGUAAGCCUGGAGACUGGAAAUGUGCCUCGUCCCAACUGACAGAUAUCCGGUUACCCGUGAAUAGUUCCAUCUCCAUCAGCCUUGAUAGUGUCCCUUUGCAAUUCUGUUGUUGGAUACUCACUUCUGCUUAGUGUGAUGAAGAGAAGCCUACUCCUUACCCACAGAUGCGUGCACAACCGACGAAGUUAGUCUUGUAGGAAUGAGGCUAAUGAGAGCGAAGGACCUUUAUCGGUCCUCCUCCAGCGUCAGCAGCUUUUUUUUUUUUUUUUUUUUUUUCACUUUCUUUAAGUAUUCGCCCAGGACGAUGUCUACCUCUACCUCCCCACCCCCAUUUUAUGUUGUUAUUUCAAUGUAUAUCAUGCUAUGGCCACUCGGCUAAUGCAAUAAAAGAUAUUAAUUAAAUAAUAAUAAUAAUAAUAAUAAUAAUAAUACUGUAGAUCCCCUGGAAGCAUCCAGACUUGUGGGAGAGUUUCCCAUCUUCUCAGUGGGAUAAGGAACUCAUGGGGGAAUAUCCCAUUAAAAAAAGGAUCCCUUGUAUCAUUCUCCCACUCAGUGGUCACAGUGCCUCUAACUGGGCUCUGCCCUCAGAGAACUAGAAUCUGAGCUUGGAGGUGGGGGGAAUCUAUGUGCAUAAAGCAGUUUUGCAUAGUGACUGGAUAAGUAAGAAAUGUCCAGGAACUCUUUGGCCAUUUUGCUCUUUGAAAGUAUGAUUUGUUCUGUGGUUUCCAGAUGCAGAACCGUGCCACCCAGCCUGGCCUGGUGAAGAAAGUCCACACACAUAUAUUAUUCCUAUAACAUGUAUUCAUACAUCAUGCCUUAUAAAUAGGGAUAUGUUUUUCAAAACAGAUAAUGAUCAUAUGUUGAGAUUCAUAGGAUUGUAGGCUUGGACAGGACCCCAAGGGUCACCUAGUCCAUUCUUUGCAUUCCACAGUACUAGCAAAUCAGAUUUCCACCGGGGACAAACCUUGUAGAUUCAAGUUAUAAGGUGUGCUCCAAUCACUCCAAAGGCCUGGUCCAUAAAGGCUUUUGCAUCGGACUUGAACUACAUAUGAAGAAUCAAAUAGUGUAUUGCUUAUGAUCAAUGACGUUUCCAUGGUCUUCUCAACCACCUAUUAAAUUACGUCAAAAACAAACAGAACAACACUAUUUAAUGCCACUCUUGCAACACUUUAACUUGAAGCCAAGACAUACAUUAAUUAGAGGAAAACUCCCCCCACCGGGGGGGCGGGGCGGUUUACAUCCAGAUAUGAUGUGGUCUUAUUAUGGCUACAAUGCAAAGAACUGCAUGUAGGAGUUUCAUGUACACCUAGAGGUUCUUGCAGAUCUCCUUUUCAAGUCACCCCCCAAGUAGUUUUUGGAUUGAUGUACAUGGGGAACAUCAUUAGGUGGAAUUGCCAAUCCUAAUGUGUUCACACAGAAGUGGUUUCUAUUUGCUCACACAUCUGUUUGGUUUCUGGCCCAAACUGUGCUUGCUUAGCAUGAGAGUUCAAAAUGUAUUCAGAGAGUGAGUUUUUACAAGUAGCUUGAGCUAGGCCAAUGUUAUGUGGUUCCAUUAAAGGUGAAUUUUGCAUUAAUCUCACUUAAAAAAAACCAAAAACAAACCCCAGUAAUAAUUUCAUGCAUCAGUGCCCCUACAGCACAAACCAUGUUAGUGCAACCCAGAAAAACUCAAGUCAUGAGUUUUAAUCCCUUUGAUCACUUUAAUUCAAUUGAUUUCAAUAGUACGUUGGCAGCAAUGUUUACUGGACCAUGCCAUGAUAUGAAACUAUCAUUGUUCGUAUUAGUUACAUGAAAAAGUCUAUAGUUCUAUUCAUGUUCAGAAAUUUUGUAGUGCAUUAUUGAUAUUAUUUUUAUAAAAUUCUCACAAAUGAAAUGUUCAGGGCUGUUAAUAUUAAGACAAGGAUUUCCUAGAUCAGAACUUAACUUUCGUCUUUGGCUUGCUUAUUUCAUAGAGUGAAUUUAGGAACAAGAAAAGCGUCACCUGCCAAACAUUUUCAGUUGAAUUUGCAAAGCAUUUUAUUUCAUACUGAAGUGGAUAUGAUAUUGAUGCUGGGUGAGACCAAGAUAUCUUUAACUGUCCUUCGUCUGUCAUAUCCAUAUGCAGAUGUGAUGGAGGUUCAGGCUUUACUGUAAAACAUUAUAAUCAACAAGGUAGUUUAAGCAUGCUGGUUACUCUGAAUAGCCACUUAUAUUCCCAUUUUUAUUUUAUAUUCAUUUUUCAUAAUAUAUGCAUAUUAUACAUUAACAUGCAUACACACAAUGAUGCAAAACGUCUUUCAAAGGGACACAGUAACUGGAGCAUGCUUUUUAACCUUACGUGGCUUUAAGCUAUGAAGGAUAACCUACUGCCUCAUGCCCCAGUUCACUGAAAGUAUUUCAACAUAUUCAUAAAUGCUUUCCUGAGUUGCGAUUGUGGUCUGGAAGAGCUGUGGUGGCAGCUUGUUCAGUUUCCAAAAGAAGAAAAAACAAUUAAUUCAAAAUCCCUCUAUCAUUCAGCAUUUGAAGGCUUGGAAGAGAGGCUUCAUAGCUGGGAUGUAACGAUGAAAAGGAACCUCAGCCUACAGUUGUAGUGGUGAAGCAAUAAAAGUGAAGCGCUUCUUUCAGUGAUGAAGAAGACAGUGCAAAAGGAUGACGUAAUGUUUUCUAAUUCUCAGGGUGACUAACAGCAUUCCCUUAAUUGUACAAAAGCCAGAGGGGAUGUUGUAGGGGACUUAAUUGUCAAUCCACAAACAGUUGUUAAUUUUAAAAAAACAAAAACACGCAAGCCACGUAUGUUAAAUGCAAACAUGCAUUUGGUCCUUAGUCAAUCCUAUCUUGAAUGCAAAAUUCCAUAAGCAGAGGCCCUUAGGGUGGGUGCUGUGGCCAAGUGUUUACCAUGUCCUGGAAAGGUCAGUAGCCUCUGUUGGAUGGACUUGCACUCCCUUUGAAGGAAACCUGUGCAUAGUCUGGGCAUCCUCCUAGCUCCAUCUUUGUUACUCGAGUAUAGGUGGCCUCAGUGGCUAGGAAUGCCUUUUAUCAACUUUGGCUGGUACAGCAGCUAUGGCCAUACUGGUUAGGGAUAGCUUGGAGACAGUGGUCUAUGCACUGGUGGAUGUCAAGAUUGGUUUGCUGCAAUGCACUCUGUGGGGCUAUCUCCUUAAGGUUGGUCUUGAAGAUGCAGGUGGUGCAGGAUGCAGCUACUAAGAGCUGACCUAAGAGACCUACCAACAGCAUGUUGCACUGCACUGACUGCCAAUGUGCUGCCAGGCUAAUCCGUAAACAUGGGCCCUGGCUUUCUGAGAGACUGUCUAACUUCCUCCAUGGACCAAUGCAGUCUCUACAAUCCUCAGGAGGGCCAUUCGUAGAGGUACCAUAUGCUCCUGUAUCUGUUUCCAUGGUCACCUUUAGUGUUCUAGCACCAACCCUCUGGAUUUCCAUUUUGAUGUUAGAGGAAUGCUGGCAUUGCUAGGCUUCUGAAACUUCAAGAUGUUUUGUUCAGGCAGUCCCUUUCAGAUGAGUGAUUCCAGCCAUACAUGCUGGUAUUUUCUGUUUAGUGAUUUUUAUCUUUUUAUGGUUCUAGCCUUGUAUAUUGGUUGGGUAUUACGAAAUGAUAAACAGUGAAUAAAUACAUCUAAGAAAACAAUUAAAAGUUGCUAUUGGGACUUAAAGUACAAUUCAAGCAUUUACUGAAAGCACAGUCCUAUACAUGUUUAUUUAAAACCAUGUCCCCCUCAGUUCAAUGGGAGUUACUCCUAGGUACUAUAUAUGGAUGCAGGGUUGCAACCUUAACUGGAUAUAGUCAAUGGCUGUGGUCCAGAGGACUGAUUGUACACACAAGAGUAUAUUCCUUCAAGGCCUUACAGAGGAUUUGAUGUGAAAUGAACUCCACCUAGUGCCAUUUUUAAUUCUAGAUAUAAUUAAGCUAGAUAGUACAGUUUUAAAGUAGCAGGCCACUCAGUGACAUGAUUUGAAAGAAUCACUGUGGCAUUAUUCCUAUAAUCCCAUCAUCUUUCAAAAGCAUUAACCUAAUUUGUAAGCAACAUGAAAUGGUCAUUCUAAAAGGUUUCAAUUAAUUACAAAAAAGAUACUAAGAAAAAUAGGCUACUGAAAUGUUCUUUUCAUUAUGGUGAGAAUGUUAAAACACUAAACAGUUCAUAAAUGGUCAAAUGUUCAUAAGGAGUUGCUUCUUCAGCCAGAAAGCAACAAAACAUUAAAAGCAUCCGCCAUCUGAUUGUACCAUUUCCCAUGACUUGAUUAAAAAGCAGAAGCAAAGCUUUCACCUUUUUAAAUGCUAAAAUUCUAAUUUUAAAAGAAUCUGUACCUUGAUUUUAAAACACCCAUUAAUAAGUAACCCUUUAGAACUUUAUUGAGUCUCAGCGUCUUCUGAAUGUACCAGAAAACUUUUUUUCUCUUAAUUGUCUUUUUUCAUUGAGCUGGAAUGAAGCAGGUUCUAGGGGUUGGAAUGAGAUUUUCCAACAAUUUUUGAUAGCGAUGUCACCCUCAAGAAUCCAGGCAGUUCAUUUGAGUUAAUGUAUAUAUAUUUAUUUUUUCAAAUCCACAUUGUGCUGUGAAGAUGCAACAGUUUAACAAUUCCAAUCAAUGAAUAUUUCUUUGCACAUAGUAUGCACGAUCCAGCCAGAGUUAGGCAUUUAAAAAUUCCAUGGAUUUCAGGAAGGAGUCCUGGGUACAAAAAUGAUUAUUUAUGGAAAACAUGUCAAAUGGCUGUAUUCUUCAAGAUAGUAAUUUUGGCAAUUUUACCUGCUUUCAGAUGAACAUUUCCUCCAUGCAAAACUUGAAGCCUAUUCUUAACUUUGUGCUGGCAGUACACCUUCAACCAUUACGGGGGAAAGCUGGUUUUUGUUUCUGUGAAGCAGGUUCUAGGAUCUUAACAAUUGCCACAUUAGAUUUGACAGUGGCUGUUCUAUGUUUACACUGCCCCAGCCAUGCAGAAAAAGGGAGAGCAUCCAUCCAAUUAUAAGAAUGGGAAAAGACUCACCUGGGAAGAAUGCAAGCAGGACACUCCUCCUGCCUGCAGAUUCCCUACAUGUCUCUCAGGGAAUUCUUUCCCCCAUGCACUCUUCUCCUCAGAUGAGCUCCAGUACCAGAAGCAGCAUAAGAGGAGCUGCAGGGGGAGAAGUGUAGGGAGAGUUCUGCACUAUUUAUCCAGAUGACACUUUUGCUUUUGGACCCUUACUUCCCUCUUUUUCUGUGUGACUGAGGCAGUUCAAUAUUCAUACACACAGAACUUGCCACCAUCUUGCGUAGUAUGGCCCUGUGCCACAACAACCACAUUUUAAAAAAUAAAAUGAAAAGGAUUUUGUUGGCAUGGUUAAGAACUGUGCAGGAUAAUUCAUUUCAGUUCAUUAGAAACUCAUGUCAUUCAGGCUUCCAAUGCCAGCCAUGCAAUGAACAGAACCGGCCUACCGAAGGGAUCAAAGUUACUGUGCCAAGAAUUUUCUUACUUCAGAAAUGACAGUAUGAUUAAAUCUUAAGGACACCAUGAUCUAAUGAACAUUGCUCAAAAUUUACCUUGUAGAAAAAGUAUAUGCUGCAUAAAACUGAAAAUACCAAGGGCGUGUCCAGGCUUACAUUUAUCCCGUGCCUAGAAAAAGCAGGUUUCCCACUUGUCCCAUGCUUUCUAGCCAGAAGGUCCAAGUGGUUUUCUGUAUGCUCCGCUACAUUCCCCUGGAAAACCUGCUCUUCAGCACUGAGUUGUAGCAAACAUAAAUCCAUGAAAAUCCUGACUGACGUCUGCUCUGAUUCAGCGAUAAAAAUCGAGUUUUCCCAAGCGAAAGCGGUGGUACAAAUGGAAGUCUGGACGAGCCCUGAGAUCCUGAACCGCUUCCACCAUCAAUUUCAUGUGGGGAAAGGAUUGUGUCAUUAUUGUUAUGACUUAUGAUAGCUUCAAGAACAAGCUUAACAUUGCUGGAAUUACAAUAGGAUGAGAUUUCACGUAUCUUAGGGAAUUCAUUCAGGACUUACAUCACUGAUUUUACUUAUUAUAUUUUGCUAUAUAACUAAAGUAUGUUGGGGAAAGCAAAAAAUGGCUUGCAAUACCAACAUUUUAUUCUACGCUAGCUUAUGUAUUUGUGUGUUGCUUUGAGGGAGGGUGUUUUCCAUAGAAUUAAGUUCUGCCAUAGUGUAUACUCAGUGUAUAUUCUGUAAUCAUCAUUUUGGAAGCUUUCUCAGACUCUUAUUGUUAUCUGAUUUAAACACUUUGGCCAAUAAACUGAAACUUACCAAUAUCUGUAGGCUUGACUAACAUUAGUGGUGACUGAAGCAAUGUUAUUCCAUCUGUGAUCUUGAGCCACAUAAUGUAAAUAUGCUUGAACUUUGCUGAAGUUAUCUGACAUUUGUAUUUUUGGUUUUUUACAGCAUUGCAGUGAGUGACCGUGACAUUGUCCUUCAGGGAACGUGUAGAGGUACUUCCCAAUGAUACAUCUGUUCUGAAUUGUAAAAGAAAAAGAAACCCAUCAAUUGUGAAUAUUUUGUAUGAAGUAGCAUGUCUAAAGCAUUUUACUAGAUGUUGUUUUUAAGAUGGGUUAAUUAUUUUAGAUCAAAACCCUCUAGAAAGACUAUGCUGAACAUACCAGAAUGCCACUUUUACCCAUAGAAUGACAAGAGAAAGGUUGUGAUCAUUUUGUUUAAAUUUUUCCCAAUGCCUAGUCAUAUUAAUCAAACAAAAAAGCAAGAGUACUGGAGUUAAUGCCAUUGCGUGUUGAGACCCCAAGACCACCUUCUUGUUGAUGAAUAAGACACAAGGACACGGAUAUUAGGUUAAUGUUAUUGGGCAAAUUUAGGCCACAACUUUCUUGGUUACAGAAUGUGAGCGGUAUUGGCGUAGGCAUUGGAAUUGACCCAACUAUAUCUGACUCCUGCCUGUCAUGCAGGGAGUCCAGUAAGGGUCAACCACCGGUAAGGGGAGCCCGUUGAUGCAAACCAACUCGAGCUCCCCCUGGGUUCCUGACGGGGUCGUGGCAUGGCCCUAGCCCCACCCUGGGCUUUGGACAAGAUCCAUGCCCCCAGAUUCCUUUAACGGAAUACCCUUAAACUUGGAGGGGCAGGUGAUGGCCACAACUCCCCUCCCCCAUCAUAAGAUCAACCAAUGCCUAACCACAAAUCCUUACAAAGUUGUGACGACUGCUAUGAGGUAGGUGAAAGCGAAAUGGCCCAUGCCAAUUUGCCAAGUGGAAAAAUUCCUACCAGGCCCCUCAAGGGCGACCAACCGAGGUCCAUAGCAAGGCCAAAUUCGAAACCUGAAAAAUAGGGAGGGAGGGAGGGUGGGAGAUCAAGGAAGCGAGUAAAGAGGAAGCUCUCCGGCUCGCACCUCAGUUUAAAUGGGGCCUGGCCAUGCCCCCAGCCAGCGGAUUGGCUGGUUGGCGAAUGACGUGACCAGGAACCUCCGGGUGAAGCAGGACUUUGUCCCCCGCCCCCAGAGGGAAGUGGGUGGCCAUGUGGUCCACCGCAACUCCUCCCCACUGGGAAGUGGAGGGGAUUUGUAGCUUGAUUGUGCAGCUUUUAUUUAUCCAAAAUUCUGAGGGGGGAAACCAUAUAGCGACAUUUAGUCUUUUCUUAGGAACAACCUACACACUGCAUAUAAACUUAACAUUUUCCAAGUGAUUUCCCACAUAUGUUUGGGUAUGGCUCUACCCUCAAUCCAGCCUUAAAAACUGGCUAUGCCAGCAAAUGUCACAUAGUUGGAAGUCCUACUGUGGGGAUUAAAGGAUGGUCUUUGUGCAAGACAAAAGCCUCAUUACGUAUUUUUAAAAAUACCAUAAAAUGUUAAGUACAGUGCCAGAAAGCAAGAACAUAUUUUUGCUCACUGGAAUAUGGUUUGAAAGGGAAUAUGAAAUUAAUUUUCAAACUGUGAGAUUAAAGCCUUAGAACAAGUAGAUAAACUUACACAAUUUAAAAAAAAAACUUUAAAAAGAAUAAUAAACACAAAUGCAAUAAAAAGUCUAAAACUUUUAAACAUAAUUUCAAAACAAAUCUGGGCCUGGAGAAUGGAAAAUACAGACUGAAGGAACUGAUGUUACAAACUGGGUAAUAGAUAACCAUAGCUGUGAUGCAAAUUACAGCCUUUGGGUUGUAGCCAACUAAAUUCUACUCAGAGUAGAACCAGCUGAAAUUAAUGGACCUAGUCCUGUCCAUUAAUUCAGUGGAUCCUCUCUACUAACAUUGGAUACAACCCUUCGUCUCCUUUCUGGGGUGGAGGAAUGGUGUUUUCUCAGUUUAGCCUGAAUCUCACACAAAACAAGUCUGAACAGCGUACACAUCAGGUCAGGGUGGGAAAUAAGUCUACAUUAUAGGUAUCAAUGGCACUGUCAAACUGCCUUCUCACUCUUACAGGGUUACAUUUGUUUUCAGCAGAAAUUUGUUGAAACCUGUUUAUAUUGAGACAAUAGCAUAGUUUCCACACAAAGCAUACUUCAAAAUUCAUUAGUCUCAAGUAAUCCUCUAAUGUUAAUUUCACAGAAUUUGAAGGGGGGGAGGUUUUUGGAUAAUUUGCUUCUCCAAUUCCAAGAAGAAGAAGAAGAAGAAGAAGAAGAAGAAGAAGAAGAUUCAUUUAAACCCAAUCGCUCCUGCUAUUGCUUUGGAAUAAACCAUGGAAAGUAUUCAUAUUCUGGCUUUUUAGCAUUCUGUUUUGUUCCUUCUGCAAAACUCAAAUAAGCCCAAAAUAUCUUCGGUUGACCUCCCCAAAUAAAUUUGGUUUUAUGCAUUUUUCAAUAUAUUGGAAAACUCCCAUAGACUCAAGCAAAACUCUUAUUGAAAAAAUGUACUAUUUAACUGAACUAUCCAAAAUGUAAAGCACAAGCACUACAGUAUGAAGUAUGUAAGUUUAAUAUGUAUUAAAGACCAGCUGCAG
Podarcis lilfordi (Lilford's wall lizard) is the source of this 61433-nucleotide messenger RNA. The record is from the annotation of a GenBank genome assembly. Lineage: Eukaryota; Metazoa; Chordata; Lepidosauria; Squamata; Lacertidae.